Messenger RNA from Podarcis lilfordi (Lilford's wall lizard), 49552 nucleotides. Lineage: Eukaryota; Metazoa; Chordata; Lepidosauria; Squamata; Lacertidae. The record is from the annotation of a GenBank genome assembly.
UAGAUUUGUCCCCAACUACAAAUGUGACACCCAGAAAAACCUCAUAGCCAUCAUUGGAGGACUUGGCUCUGACACGUCUUUCCAUAUGGCAGACAUCUUAGACUUGUACAGCAUUCCACAGGUAGGAAUGUAUUGGAGACAUGGGAAUUUCCAUAGAUAACACUGUUCCUGUGUCAUUUGUCUGCCAUUCCUAUGCUGCAGAUGGAAGCAAAAAAGGUUCAUAUUGAGGGACUCUGAGUUAUUGGGGUUUGGGGUUCCAUUGAUCCCUGAAUACAAUAUCUGAACAACUGUUGAUAAAAAGUGGAAUUGAAGAAACCACUCCCUCUACAAUUCCUGAGGGAUGACAAUUCCUAGAAAUGGUAUACUGUUUCCAUAUCUCUAGAAAGUUUAGCUGAAAUACUCCUAGCAUAAUACUCACAGAACCUACAAACAACUUCAGGAAAUAUUUCAUGGACAAACAAGCACAUUCUCACAUAUAACAGCCCUAACACAUCUCUACCCUAUUUCAUCAUUUAUUUUUAGCUGACAUAUGGUUCAUUUCCUUCAAAGGAGAGAGAUAAAAGACAGGUUACUUCUUUGUACCACAUGGUGCCCAAUGAAACCCAAGAGUACAUGGGGAUUAUCACAUUGUUGAAGCAUUUUGGAUGGACAUGGAUUGGACUCUUUACUGUGAAUGAUAACAGUGGAGAACAUUUCUUACGGAUAAUGGAAUCCUUGUUUUACCAGAAUGGAAUCUGCUCAGCCUUCACACGGCAAAUCCCACACGUACCCCAUUUCAGUACAGUUGGUGAUCUUAUUGACCUAGCCUCAAAUAUUUAUAUACCAUUCACAGAUGAUAAAGCCAGUACAUUUAUCAUCUAUGGAGAAUCUUUGACACUGACGUGGCUGACAGUAAUUAUAGUUAUGUGGGAUCCUAUAAAUAAUGAAAUCAUGUCGUUAAGAAAGGUGUGGAUCUUGACAACCCAGAUUGAUUUUGUAUUAGCAGGCUUUCAAAGAGAAUGGGAUCUCCAAUUCUUUCAAGGCACCAUUGCGUUCUCAAGUCAUUCAAAAGAACUUACAGGGUUCAAGCAUUUUCUUCAGGUUGCAAAGCCUUACUGGACCUCAGGAAAUGGUUUCCUCAAGGAUUUCUGGGAGCAAGCAUUUGACUGUACAUUUCCGACUCUUCAUGAGCCAACCAAAGUAAAUGAAACAUGUACUGGUGAGGAGAGAUUGGAGAGCCUUCCUGAGCCACUGUUUGAAAUGAGUGUGGCUGGCCACAGCUACAGUAUCUACAAUGCUGUCUACAUUGUGGCUCAUGCUUUGCAAGCCAUUUACUCUACUAGAAUGAAGCACCGGAUAAUGUUGCGCUAUAAAAGAUUUGAACUUCAAGACCCACAGCCUUGGCAGGUAAUGUCAUGGAAAAGAAACCUUAUUCCAAUGAACUAAUUUGUGCAAGGCGCUACUACAUAUGGAUAGCCACUCACAACUAACUAAUGUAAUGAUGAUGAUGAUAUUGAUAAUAAUAAUAAUAAUAAUAAUAAUAAUAAUAAUAAUAAUAAUGGAUUUGUGCACUGCCUUCCCAAGAUGAUCUUUUUUUUAAAAAAAAAGCUACAAUGAUUUUUAAAUUAGAAGAAGAAAAGCAGAGUUAAGGCUUAAAAACAACAGAAAAUGAACACCUAGGCAGAGAUCUUUUCAUCAGUCUGGAAAAUCACAUGAAAAAUAAGAAUGCCUUGACUCAUUUCCAGAAAGUACAGAUAAUGGACGCUUGUAACUUAACAAUAAUAUUGUUGUACAGAACACGGGGAGCCCCAAUGAAAGUCCUACUCUGAGUUAUUGUGAGCAUCUGAUAUUUUGGAAUUGUCCUACUCAGAGUAGACCCAGUAAAGUUAACAAACUUAAUUUAGUUAUGUCCAUUAAAUUCAAGAGUUCUACUAUGAGUAGAACUAGUACUGAAUGCCAGCAAUAGUGUUGUAUUUUUCAUUCACAGAUGAAGUUUUCUGAGUAUAUUGGGCCUGGAUUUUUAAUUUUUAUUUUUAGUUUUCAACCAAUGUUUAAAACAUUUUACAUUUGCAGCAUAUAUUUUUCCUUGGUCUUUGCAAAAUAGCUCUUUUUAUGUAUUGAUCUUUGUUGGAUGAAGCUAUUUAAACAAUAUUGGUUAGGGUGGGUUUUUGUAAAUGUUCACUAUGUUAUUAUGCUGUGUCUCUUUCUCUUUCAAUUAGCUCACUCUUUUCUUCAAAGAAUUUAUUUUAAUAACUCAGCUGGAGAAACAGUUUCAUUUAAUGAUAAAAGAGAAAUAGGGGGUGGAUUUGACAUCAUGAAUUUUGUCACAUCCCCAAACAAGUCCUUCCGUCAAGUGAAAGUUGGAUGGGUGGAUCCUGAAGCUCUUGAAGGAAAAGAAUUCAUCAUUCAUGAGGACAUGAUUGUGUGGCACAAUGGUAUUCACCAGGUUUGGAUUCUAGGGUAUUCUUUGGCUUCCCUUCAUUUUCCUGAUGUGUCAUUUGGAUACAUGAAAAUCCCCUUUUCUGUACAAUCAUUUCUGUUUCUACUGGAUAGGACCAUAGAGAAUAUGAAAGGGGACGCAGACAGCACUGUGGUCUGAACCACUGAGCCUCUUGGGCUUGCCAGUUGGAAGGUCAGCAGUUUGAAUCCCCGUGACGGCAUGAGCUCCCGUUGCUCCGUCCCAGCUGCUGCCAACCUAGCAGUUUGAAAGCAUCCCAGUGCAAUAGAUAAAUAGGUGAAAAGGUAAGGAUAAAGGACCCCUGGGAGGUUAAGUCCAGUCAAAAGCAAAUACAGGGUGCGGCACUCAUCCUGAUUCAGGCCAAGGGAGCCAGAGUUUGUCCAAAGACAGCUUUCCAACUCAUUUGGCCAGCAUGACUAAACUGCUACAGGCGCAUGGAGGACCGUGACAAAUGUCAGAGCGCACGGAAACGCUGUUCACCUUCCCACCGCAGCAGUACCUAUUUAUUUACUUGCACUGGUAUGCUUUCGAACUGCUAGGUUGGAAGAAGCUGAGACAAGCAAUGGGAGCUCACCCCAUCACAUGGAUUUGAACUGCCAACUUCCUGAUUAGCAAGCCCAAGAGGCUCUUUGGUUUAGACAACAGCACCACCUGCAUCCCUAGAUAAAUAGGUACCACUGUGAUGGGAAGGUAAGCGGCGCUUCCAUGCGCUCCGAGUGAGAUGACCACUGCACGCCAUAGGCACCUUUGACUGAACUUAACCAUCCAGGGUCCUUUACCUUUACCUUUACCUAGAGAAUCUCACUGCCCUCCACAUCCAAAAUUCAGAUGCAACAUUUUGCUUUGCCAAAACAAUGCUGUAUUUUGGCAGGUGACGUGUUCAUGUUGUGUCUUUCUUAAAUAUGGGAGGUUCUCUGAAAUUCAGAACAAAAUUGUUCUGAUGCCACAAGUUAGCCAUCACAAUUUCUACUGGGUUGUGGUCACCAGAACAAAUGCUUUGAAUGGGAAAAGAAUGUCAAUUCCUUGCAUAUAUCCAGGGCUUGAAGCUACACUUCCUGACAUUGUGUGUGGAGAAUCUCAGUACCAGAGGCUAAUGCAGACCAGAUCUGUUUAGUCCUCAAAUACCUACCAGGUCAUGCCCCCUCUCAUUGGUGAAUGCAUGUGUACUUAGCUGGACCACAAGUUACAAAGGUAAGCGUUACAUUCAUUGUCCAAUUUUGCAGUUAGUAUGAAAGUCCCAUAUUUUUACGUAUGACUGCUGGAAAAAAAUUCCUUACCCCUGAAGAGGAACAGGGCAAUAUCAAGGCUAUAUCUUGAUGAUGAUGAUGAUGAUGAUGAUGAUGAUGAUGAUAAUAAUAAUAAUAAUAAUAAUAAUAAUAAUAAUAAUUUAUUAUUUAUAGCCCGCCCAUCCAGCUGGGUUUUCCCAGCCACUCUGGACAGCUCCCAACAGAUUAAAAGCAGAAUAAAACAUCAAACAUUAAAAACUUCCUAAACAGGGCUGCCUUCAGAUGUCUUCUAAAAGUCAGAUAGUUGCUAAUUUCCUUGACAUCUGAUGGGAGGGCGUUCCACCUGGAAGCACCACCGAGAAGGCGCUCUGCCUGUUUCCCUGUAACCUCACAUCUCGCAGUGAGGAAAUGCCAGAAGGCUCUCAGAGCUGGACCUCAGUGUCCGGUCAGAACGAUGCAGGUGGAGAUGCUCCUUCAGGUAUACUGGACUGAUGCCGUUUAGGGUGCAUUACUGACUUGAGUAUUCAAUUUCUUUGUUUGAACAGCAGAACUUUUUAUAUUGUUAUUUUAAAAAAUCUUCUCUGUUUGUGGACAGGUGGUGCCUAUUUCUGUGUGCAAUGACUACUGUCACCCUGGCAAUCAGAAGAAAAGGAAGGAAGAGGGGAAAUUUUGCUGCUAUGAUUGUGUCCCAUGCCCAGAAGGGAAAAUUUCAAACCAGAGUGGUAUGUUAUAAACAUAAAGAAAGAAUAAAUGUCUGUUAGGCAAUGAAGUUAUUCAUCACCUUUUGAUAUAUUGAUUUUUGCCUAAUUUCAUGGUUGGAGUGCCAGAAUGCACCAAAAAGGAUGUUAUGCAGUUUCCCGUCACUCCCAGUAUUCCAUUUGUUAAUACAACUCUUACAUGCUGUACAUCACUAUAAUAGAUACAUUCUAUUCCAAUACGCUAACCCUUGAACAAAUGGAUUCAAAUUAAUAGGAGCAGUAGCUACCAUGUGAGAGGCAGAGAAAUUCACCAUGAAUCCUAAAUAAAUUGCCACUGGAAUGUGAACUUGUUCUAUUUCCCCCCCCUUUCAGAUAUGGACGACUGUUUCAUGUGCCCAGAAGAUCAGUAUCCAAACAAGAACAAAAACAGAUGUGUUGCCAAAACUCUGAACUUUCUUUCUUAUGAAGAACCAUUAGGGAUCAGCUUAGCCUCAAUUGCUAUUUCUUUUUCUCUAGUCACAACUUUUGUGCUAGCAAUAUUCAUUAAGCAUAGAAACACCCCCAUUGUCAAAGCAAACAACCGGGACCUCACGUACACCCUCCUUAUCUCCCUCCUACUCUGCUUUCUCUCUUCUUUCCUAUUCUUUGGCCAACCUGGCAAAGUGACUUGCUUGUCCGACAACCAACUUUGGCAUCAUCUUCUCAGUGGCCAUUUCUUGUGUGUUGGCCAAAACCAACACUGUGGUUGUAGCUUUCAUGGCCACUGAACCAGGUUCCAGUAUGAGGAAGUGGGUAGGGAAAAGACUGUCUCAUUCCAUUGUCCUUUCUGUUGUGUUAUCCAAGUAAGUAUUUGUAUUGUGUGGUUAGCAACCUCUCCCUCAUUCCCUGAUUUAGACAUGCACUCAGUAACUGAAGAAAUCAUUCUGCAAUGUAAUGAGGGGUCCAUUGCUAUGUUUUAUUGUGGCCUGGGAUACAUGGGUCUCCUGGCUUUUACCAGCUUCAUUGUGGCCUUUAUAGCCCGCAGGCUACCUGAUAGCUUUAAUGAAGCCAAGUUUAUUACUUUCAGCAUGUUGCUAUUUUGCAGUGUUUGGUUGUCCUUUAUCCCAACUUUUCUGAGCACAAAAGGGAAAUACAUGGUGGCUGUGGAGAUCUUCUCCAUCUUGGUCUCCAGUGCUGGGUUAUUGGGUUGCAUCUUUGCCCCUAAAUGCUAUAUCAUUGUUCUGAAGCCAGAACUGAACAGCAGAGAACAACUAAGGAGAAGAAAGAAUUAAAGGAACUCUUGAUUCUCCCACCUUUUGUAUUGUUUGUGUUGUUUCAUAUGAAGGAUACUGAUUUUGGGAAGAGCUUUUGGUUGGUUGUCCAGCCAGAACUUGCCAGAACUCAGUUUGGGCACCUCCCUGGUGGGUGCCAUUGCCAUUGUAAGGAAACAACAGAGGCAUUUAUGGUGUGUUCCAGCACCUCUUUUCUAGAAAAAUAACACUGAAUUUAGGAGAAAAUAGAUUAAUAUUAAUCAGUGAAAUUUAUUUAAAUGGUCUACUUUGGGUGCCUUCAAGCAAAGUGGUUAUUGAGAAUUCGUUCUUCACAAAGCUUGUGGAGAGGUUAUAUAAUGUCCUUUGUUUAUUGAGCAUUCACCCCUAUUUGGUUGGAGAGAGUUUUAUGAUUUACCAGCAAUUAUGACUAGCAAUUAUUAUUCCAUGCGUUUGAAUGUAUUCUCCCCACACACACUCCUUAUUCCAUUUUUUGAAAGUUUGCUUGUUGCACAAGCGCACUUUAAUUCACUUUAAUUUCAAAAAGCUAAAUUUGCCAGUAUGGAAUUUAUUCCCUCCUUCAAAAUAGCAACAGUCUGGAGGGGACUCUGGGCUUUCCAUCAUUUCUUUUGCUGUUCCCAUUCCCUCUCAGCCAGCUUAUGAACUGCUAGGUAAAAACCACAAAGCCUGGCUUCCUGUUUCUGGCGGUGAGAAAUGGCUGACUCCCACACAAUCGGACCCCAGCCGUGGCAGUAAUUCAGGGUUGAUAUGGGGGUAAUUAGCCCUGGCAGACUCCCCAGGGUGGGGGAGGACUGUCUCGUAGACCUGCAGAUUGUCCAGGAUUGUCAGCUUGCAUCAAGGUGCAAGUGUCAGGACGCUGGGUCCCAGAGCACAAAUCAGCUGGCCCUCUCCGAAGUCACUCUCAUAAGCCGGAAAUAUCUGUUUGAUAAAAUAAUUAGAUUUGGACAAUAAACAGACAUAGUCUGGACUGAAGAAGACUGAGAAAAAACCAGAAAACGGCACAUUCCCUGGUGUAUAAGCUCAGACUUCAAAAGAGAUUUUCAUCAUGGUGUUUGGAUGACGGAGGUGAUUGAUAUGUCCUUUUUUCUCUUCUUAAUAUCUACAAUUGUUUUUCUAUGCCAAGGCUCACCAAGAAACCUAUUUUUUGAAAAGUACAGAUGGACUUCUAUUUAUAAUUAAGUACUCAAUUGCGCCGCUUUACUCAGACUUGAAAGACUUGAUAAAGAUAAAAGAAGAAACAAGAUGGCGCUUGUUAAUACGAUGCAGCAUGGAAAAAUGAGAAUUCCUCCCUUUUCGAGGGAAGUGGGAAAUACCUGCUAGCUGAGUUUAUAAUGACUUGAGACAACAAUUUGGAAUAACAGACAGUGCAUCUGUUUGCAGAAUUUCUUCAUUAUGAGCGAGAGAGAGAAGCUAAAUGGAUGUCUAGCAACCCCGCUCUAGGGCCCGGGGGGAUUGUGUGGUUUCUGGGAAGGCUGAUUGAUCGCCAAAUAACUUAUUCUGUGGAAUACAGUUCAUUUACAUUGAAAUAUUGCAAACAGUAUGCUUAACAAUUUGACAAUGGGAAAUCAUUGAGUACAGCAACAAUUUAACAACGUAUAAAUUUCAAACGACUGGCUUGGAUAACAGAUCGGAUUGGAAUGAUUUAACUACUUGGGAGUUGAUGUGUCAUUAAACUUCAAAUGAUAGACUUGGACAACAGCCCGGAUUGGAAUAUUGGAAUAAAAGCACUGGAAAUAGAGAGUUGAAUAUAUAUAUAUAUAUAUAUAUAUAUAUAUAUAUACACAUAUAUAUAUAUACACAUACAUACAUAUAUAUACACAAAUAAAACUGUAUUCGAUGGAUGAAAGGAUAUAUGAUUUCUGACAUGAUUGAGAAUUGCACAGCCAGGGAUGGGGAACCUUAAAGCAAUAAGAUCGGAAUGUGGAAAAUAUGAGAACAACAAGAAGAAGGCAGGCAUGAAGAUAUUGGAGAUAUACUUCAGAGGUCCAGACUAUGGAAACCCGGAAAAUUAAUAAUUUGGACUGCAAUUUGGUUGUUUUUUUUAUCUGAGUUUAUUUUUAAAUGGAUUAUGAUUAUGGAUAUGUUAAUUGGCUGUUUUAUUGGAAACUGAUAAAAAUGAUCUAAAACCAAAACAAAUGACAAAGCCUGGGCUCCAUGAUGGAUUCUGCAAAUUUCCAGUGUAAUAUGUUCAGUGUUCUGUGUCACACCCUCAAGUUUAUCGUUAAUAAAGUUGUGACAGUUUAUGUCUCAUGAGACUCAUUUCCAGGUGUGCUGGCAAUAUGCAUAACUUUUUAAUAAAAGAAUGUUAUUGAUAACAUUGAUAAAGGUUAUUCUAUUUUCCUGUCAGCCACAAUCUCAGUUUGCAUUAAAGGAGCUUGUACUAGAUGACUCUUCAGGUCUCUCCCAACUCUAGAAUUCUAUGUUGUCCAAGAAUGGAAGCCAGCUUCUCAAUUUCCUGCUUUUAAAGCAGUCCGAAUUACAAAAAAGAAUAUGGCUCACUAGAAUAGUUUAAUAAUAUAUAAUAAUAAUAAUACAUAAUAAUAAUAAUAUGAAUAGAUACUCUUUCUGAACAUGACUGAUGGCAUUCCUUAAGAUUAAAAUUUAUUAUUGCCACUCAUUUACUCUCUCUCUGAGAUUUAUUUCUUAGAGGAGAGAUAAGGAAACUUUGCCCUGCACCAUAUUAGCCCCUGCCUACAUGGUCAGUCGUUGGAAUGAUGGAAGCUGUAUUCCAGCAGCACCUAGAACCCCACAGGCUCUCCAUUCUUGGCAAAAAGAAAUUGUAGCUUUAUAUUUCUUUAAUAAAACUGCAGUUGACCAACCUCUUUUUCAUCAAAGCCAAAAGUUUCACUCUCAGUUUUCCUUUGGUGUUUGCUCUCCAUGGAAAAUUGUAUUUGUCACUUUUUCUGCCCCUACGGAGCAGGUGGUUCAAAGUGGGGGCAGCUCAGCAUGUUUGUUAGCAAAACUACUACUUACAGCCUAACGCAAUGAAAACGUAAUUAUCUCACCCAGCAAUUAUCCAAAUCACUAUACUUUGUUCACUUCUCUGAACCCUUCGAGGCUUCCUAGAACUCAGAAAUCAGUCAAUAAGCAAACCUCAAAGUGGUUAUAAAGAAACCCCGUGCUAAUGGGAGCAGGAAACUGGAAUAAGAUGCGUCAAGUGUCACAUGUCGCACUUACACACACACAAACACAUAAACUAUUGAUCAGAUUUAGCAUCACAGUGUUGGCAAUCUUGGCUAAUAAGGUAUACAGCUGUAAGCCUUUGAUUCUCAAAUGCUGAUUGCAAACCAUUCUUCUAAAGCUGUAUUGACAGUGAUAGGAAUUAACCAAUGUAGCCUGUUCAAGUCAUGCAGCUGCUCUGAAUGAAAACAUCACGGGGUGUGUUUAGAGAAAAGUCUGACCACUAGGAUGCUGUGGCUGUUGAUGUUGUCUCUUUUCCCUCUUGCUGUGUGCAAAGUAGAUACUCUUAGGUGUCCCAUGAAUUAUCCAUUCUCUGCUCCACAUCAGUGGUACCAACCAGGUGACCUCAUCAUUGGUGGCAUUGCUUCUCAGGUCUAUUAUGUCUUCUAUGAAGUUUCCUUCAAGGAGCACCCUUCACAGAAUAUGUUUGAUGUUCCAUAGUAAGAGCCUUCCACCUCUUUGCUUCAUUCCAAAUCUCCUUUGCUUUUGUGUCAUGUGUUUUAGAUUGCAAAUCUGAAGAUAGAGAUUGUCUUUGUUAUUUUUUCAGGUGCUGUGGGAGACUUGUACCUGAAGAGAGGCACUAAAAAUGCUUGAAUCAAUACAUCUACCACUCCUCAAGGAGUCAUUUAUAAUUAUUGACAGAAAAUCUUUUGAACUAGCCCCUGGGAUUGGUGAUCCUGAUUUCUUUAUAAAGGAAUGUCCUUCAUUUUGUCUAAAUAAAAAAUUCCUCCCCUUUAGAGAAAUAAAUAAAAAGACUUUUAAAUAUAGAACAGUCAACAGCUUUCAGGAGUAUAGUAGAUUGUCUCCCAAGAUUCCCACUGGGCAACCAAGAGAACUGAGAAGGUCAAGAAAGAGAUUAAUAAUGUGUUUCAUAGUUUUAGGCAUCCCCUGAGAGAGCAUAAUUUUUAUAUGAAGUGCACUGAGUUUAUUAGCUUAGAAACAUCAAUGAAAAUUAAAAUAAUUUCAUGACACUCUAAAUCAAUUUGAGCUAAAAAUUGCAUUGUGGCAUGUUGAUUUCAUAUUCCAAAGUUGUACAUUAAUUAAUUUUGCUUGCAGUGUGUUAACAAAAUUCUACCAGCACAUUCUUGCCUUGGCAUUUGCCGUGAAAGAGAUAAACAAGAACCCCAAAUCUUGUCCUAAUAUCACUCUCGGCUUCCACAUCUAUGAUAGCUACUAUGAUGCCAGAAUGACCUAUCGUACCACUCUUGACCUGCUCUUCAAAUCACAUAGAUUUGUUCCCAACUACAAAUGUGACACCCAGAAAAAUCUCAUAGCCAUCAUUGGGGGACUUAGCGCUGACACCUCCUUCCAUAUGGCUGACACAAUUGGCCUCUACAAGAUUCCACAGGUAGGAUAUCUGAAAAGGUAUCACAAAAUACACUUUUGUCUUACCAUUCUGGGAGUCAUUUUGAACUUUAGAAAAAGGAGGGGUUUUUGAAUGACAUUUAAAUUUGAAUUAUUAUUAUUAUUAUUAUUAUUAUUAGGUUAGGUUGACCUAAGCUCUCACAUGUUUCUUUCACAGGCACUUCAUACCUCAAUUUUUUAAAAGUGCUUGCUCCUUUUUCACUUUCAUCCCAAACUUCCAGGCCGUUUUUUCUUCCUUUUCUGUUAAUGUCCCUUCUUUUUCUUUUUUUAAUGUCUACUCUAGUUAUCUGUCUUUCUCCAUUCAUUCACAUUUUCAAUUUUCCACUUCCCUUUCAUUAAAAAAAAACUUGGGGCAGUUUUUACUGUUUUCUUUUCUUCUUGUUCUUGUUUAUAUUAGAUAUUUUGUACUUUUAUUUGACAUUUUUAUGCUGAGAACACGCCAAGAUCUUCAGAUGAAGGGCAAUAUACUGACUAACUAACUAACAACUAACUAACUAACUGGAUUCAACCCAUCAAUUAUUUAAAUAAAUUGCUUAUUUCUUGAAUAUAUAGGCACCUGCUCCUAACCAAUCUCUAUAAUGUACUUACAUUUUCUUUUAGCUCACAUAUGGUUCGUUUCCCCAAGACAAAAAUUAUGGAAGCCAAGUACCUUCAUUUUACCGCAUGGUGCCCAAUGAAGCCCAUCAGCAUAUGGGGAUGAUCGGUUUGCUUAAGCAUUUUGGAUGGACAUGGGUUGGGCUCUUCACUGUUGAUGAUAAUAGCGGAGAACAUUUCUUGCAGACCCUGGAUCCAUUACUUUCUCAUAAUGGAAUCUGUUUAGCCUUCACACAAAGAAUCCCACAAAUACCCCGUUUUGAUGACUUGGAUGAAUUUCAUGAUACAGUCUUAAAUAUUUAUGUUCAUUUAACAGAUGACAAAGCCAAUGCAUUUAUACUGUACGGAGAAUCUCUGAUAAUUAUAUGGCUCAGAAGUAUUAUAUUUCUAAGAGAUCCUGAAAAUAGGAAAUCUCAUCAUUUAAAAAGGUGUGGAUUAUAACAACUCAGAUUGAUUUCAUAUUAACAGGAUUUCAAAGGAGUUGGGGCCUUCAGAUCUUCCAAGGUGCUAUUUCCUUCACAAUUCAUUCACAAAAUCUCCCACGAUUCCAAGAAUUUCUUCAGGGAAUAAAACUUCACUGGACACAGGGAGAUGGGUUUUUCAAGGACUUCUGGGAGCAAGCAUUUGAUUGUACAUUUCCAAAUCCCAGGGUGCCAAUAGAGGUCAAUGACAUGUGCACUGGGGAGGAGAGCUUGCAGAGUCUUCCGGCGUCUGUAUUUGAAAUGAGCAUGACUGGCCACAGCUACAGUAUCUACAAGGCUGUUUAUGUUGUGGCUCAUGUUUUGCAAGGCAUAUAUUUGACUAAUUUCAAGGAAAGAUCAAUAGGAAACAGUGGAAUAUUAAAAUUUCAAGAUCUGCAGCCUUGGCAGGUAAUGAGUUGCAACUGAAGAGUAGCAAAAUAUCAGACAAUUUCAAUGAACAGAUUAGUAAAAAGUAAAAGGUUGAUCACAAUUGCCAGAAACAAGUAGCCACUGAAAUGUUAUUGCAUGUCUCAUUCACUGAAAAAUAUUUAAUAUCAAACAACUGAUUCAUGCUUGGUCUUUGUUAGAAGAUGCUACUUAAGUAUACGUAAAUUAUAUCCCUAAAAAAUGGUGGCAGAAAAUCAUGGAAUUUUAUCAAAAACUCUGUUGUGUUAUUUUCCUUUCAUGUAUUUUGUCUCUUUCCUUAGCUGCACCAUUUUUUGCAUGACAUUUCAUUUAACAACUCAGCUGGAGAAACAGUAUCAUUUACUGAUAAGAGAGAAAUGCGAGGUGGAUUUGACAUUAUGAACAUGGUCACAUUCUUAAAUAAGUCUUUCAUUCAAUUGAAAAUAGGAUCGGUGAAUCCCUAUGCUCUUGAUGGAAAAGAAUUCAUCAUUAAUGAGGACAUGAUUAUGUGGCACAAAGGUUUCAAACAGGUCUGGCAUCUGGGGUAAUCAUUCUUCAGAUGGGUUAUUCAGGUGUCUCAACAUAACCAUCACUAAUUUCUUUCAUAAACGCAUGGAAAUAAUUUUGGUACCAGCUGGAUGCAAUUAUGAACUUCCCAAACAAAACUAAUCUUUUGUUUUAAUAGUGUUUACUAUGCCACAUUUAUAAUGCUUACAUUAUAUAGAUAAAAAAACUGAGGCGAAAAUAGGUGAUAUCCCUUUUAAAUGGUAAGUGGGCAUAGAACUUUUAAAGGGCACGUUUUAAUAUCUAGGUAGUGGUGUAACUUUCCAUUGGUUUGACUUCACCCGAAGGUCCACUCUUCCAUUGUCUCCUGUGACAGAUUAGUGCUGAAAAAACCCUAACCAUUUCUGUAUUCCUAAAGUGUUAUUACCACUCACCCAGUCUGGCUUAGAAAAGUGACUUGGGCUAUGUUGUUGAUGUGUGCCAGCAUUGGAGAAGCACUGCCAUAUAAUGUAGAUUGUCUAUCAUUUGCCGGCGGCCCCCCAUCCUUCUUCUUCACCAUAUACAAUUUUAGGUAAAGUGAUCACCAUUGUUUAGGCCAAGUAGGUUUUCUCUCCUAUGAUUGUCUUGAUGGUUUGGGUGGGGGACGGAUUUUCCAACUUCACUGGAAACCGUAUAAGCAAUAAUGGGUAGGUGCAGUUAGUGGAGGCAGUCUGCUAAGUGCUUGUCGGAUGAAUUCUAGUUCCAGAGACUUUUCCGAAGACUCUGUGACCUGUGAGGAUGACUUUUACAUUAACUCGUGUCAUUAGCUUGUUGGUGUUGGCCUCAAAGCGUGUGUGAAUAAUUAAUUGUGGUUGUUUAGUCGUUUAGUCGUGUCUGACUCUUCGUGACUCCAUGGACCGGAGGAUGCCAGUCACUCCUGUCUUCCACUGCCUCCAGCAGCUUGGUCAGACUCAUGUUGGUAGCUUCGAAAACACUGUCCGACCAUCUUGUCCGCUGUCGUCCCCUUCUCCUUGUGUCCUCCAUCUUUCCCAACAUCAAGGUCUUUUCCAGGGAGUCUUCUCUUCUCAUAAGGUGGAGAAGUAUUGGACCCUCAGCUUCAGGAUCUCUCCUUCCAGUGAGCACUCAGGGCUGAUUUCCUUACAAAUGGAUAGGUUAGUUCUUCUUACAGUCCAUGAGACUCUCAAGAGUCUCUUCCAGCACCAUAAUUCAAAAGCAUUCAUGGGACUGAAACUGCCUUGGUCGCACUGGUUGAUGAUCUCCGGCGGGCUAGGGACAAAGGUGAGAGCUGUUUCCUAGUUCUGCUGGAUCUCUCAGCGGCGUUUGAUACCAUCGACCAUAACAUCCUUCUGGACCGUCUUGAGGGGCUGGGAGCUGGGGGCACUGUCAUACAGUGGUUCCACUCCUUCCUCCUGGGCCAUGUUCAGAAAGUGGUGGUGGGGGAUGAGUGUUCAGACCCCUGGGCUCUCACUUGUGGGGUGCCUCAGGGUUCUGUCCUCUCCCCCAUGCUUUUCAACAUUUACAUGCAGCCGCUGGGAGAGAUCAUCAGGAAGUUUGGACUGGGUGUCCAUCAAUAUGCAGAUGAUACCCAGCUCUACCUCUCUUUUAAAUCAGAACCAGUGAAGGCGGUGAAGGUCCUAUGUGAGUGUCUGGAGGCGGUUGGAGGAUGGAUGGCGGCUAACAGAUUGAGGUUGAAUCCUGACAAGACAGAAGUACUGUUUUUGGGGGACAGGAGGCAGGCUGGUGUGGAGGAUUCCCUGGUCCUGAAUGGCGUAACUGUGCCCCUGAAGGACCAGGUGCACAGCCUGGGAGUCAUUAUGGACUCACAGCUGUCCAUGGAGGCACAGGUGAAAUCUGUGUCCAGGGCAGCUGUUUACCAGCUCCAUUUGGUACGUAGGCUGAGACCCUAUCUGCCUGCGGACUGUCUCGCCAGAGUGGUGCAUGCUCUGGUUAUCUCCCGCUUGGACUACUGCAAUGCACUCUACGUGGGGCUACCUUUGAAGGUGACUCGGAAACUACAACUAAUCCAGAAUGCGGCAGCUAGACUGGUGACUGGGGGCGGUCGCCGAGAUCAUAUAACACCGGUCUUGAAAGACCUACAUUGGUUCCCAGUACGUUUCCGAGCACAAUUCAAAGUGUUGGUGCUGACCUUUAAAGCCCUAAACGGCCUCGGUCAAGUAUACCUGAAGGAGCGUCUCCACCCCCAUCGUUCUGCCCGGACGCUGAGGUCCAGCGCCGAGGGCCUUCUGGCAGUUCCCUCAUUGCGAGAAGCAAAGCUACAGGGAACCAGGCAGAGGGCCUUCUCGGUAGUGGCGCCCGCCCUGUGGAACACCCUUCCAGCAGAUGUCAAAGCGAUAAGCAACUACCUGACAUUCAGAAGACAUCUUAAGGCAGCCCUGUUCAGGGAAGUUUUUAACGUGUGAUAUUUUACUGUAUUUUUGGUUUCUAUGGAAGCCGCCCAGAGUGGCUGGGGAGGCCCAGCCAGAUGGGCAGGGUAUAAAUAAUAAAUUAUUAUUAUUAUUAUUAUUAUUAUUAUUAUUAUUUGGUGACCAGCCUUCUUAUGGUCCAGCUCUCACUUCCAUACAUCACUACUGGGAAAACCAUAGCUUUAACUAUACAGACCUUUGUUGGCAAGGUGUUGUCCCUGCUUUAUAAGAUGCUGUCUAGGUAUGUCAUUGCUUUUCUCCCAAGAAGCAGAUGUCUUUCAAUUUCCUGAAUCAUGAAUACCUCACCCUAUCAUGACAGGCUUAGGAGCUUAUGAAAGUUUUAAAUAUUUCCCACACAUGGUCUUUUCUCUAGGCAAUUUUCUCUGUGCCAAAACUCUUCCUGGGUCUAAUGAAUAUACAGUUAGAAAAUGACUAUGGAACUUUGCUACAAUAUAGGAUUAUGGCUGCAAAACUUUUAUAUGGACGGAGAUGGAAGGAUCCAUUAUUCUAACAAUGGAAUAGCUGUUAAAACUAUUGGACCAAGCUGAGAUGGCAAAAUUGACAUGUUUAUUCAGAGAAAAGUCAUCCUUAACAUUUGUUAAAGACUGGAAACCUCUCAUAGACAUUUUGCGUGAAAAAGAAAAAGAAACAAUAACACUUUGAUUUGAGGUCAACGCUGCUGCCUGAACUGAGAGCAGAGAGACAGAAGAGGUCUAAAGACAGAACUGUGAACUGCUUACCUGACCAACGGUGCCUGGAGAAGGAGGGUAAGGAGAGACACGACUGUGAGCUUUGCUUUGAGAUUGGCCCACAGACACCCAGCUCUGCUGAACACAGAGAAAGAUAAAGCUUGGAGAUUCGGGGGUUAACUGAAUUGACUGACCCCCGCCCAGCUGGGGGGCUGUGUGAACUAGCUGGGGACAACAUUCCUGCUUAGUUGAAGAGGUAGUGCUGUAGCUGGAAAGACUCUUCAUUUUAAUAAACUUGUUCGAGGAGACCAGCUUUUAUAUUCUUAGAGACUCCUGGCGAAGGCACCCUCAGUUUUUUACAGGAACUUUUUAAUCUACACAAUAACUCCACAACAGGGUAUCGGAUAGGACCCUCUGGAGGUUUGGAAAACCGGCUUCAGCAAGAUAUCGUUCUGUGCCCUGCCUUAUGUGGUAGGCCUUUGAAAGACUACCUAGAAGGAACCAGCGAACCAGCCCACAGAAAGUUUCCCUUCUGGGGCUCUUGGAUAUCCUUCGUUCAGUAUAGGGCGGUGGAAGAUGGCCUCUAAAGACUAAGCUAAGACCCGAAAUACAAGGUUAUCAUAGCUGUACAUGCGCUAUAGCCAAACUCCACUAUUAUCCUUUUCCAGCUGCAUAUAAAUUGCCUAAAUAAGGCAAUUUUAAUUUUAAUGUAGUUUUUAGCCGGUUUAUUACUGCUGUCUCUCUGGCAGCAUUGUUUUAUUAUUAUAUUCUGACUAGGUUGCAGCAUUUGUGAAAUAGCGCUGGUCGCAUGAUUGAGGUGAAAACUACAGGCUUAGGACAAUUGCCAAGAUCUAAAAGCAGAGAACUCAAAAUAGAGAAAUAUAUCGAGGCUGUUGAUGAGCACAUCAGGAAGCUGUUACAGAGAGCAGGUGGGAAUAUAGAUUGAUACCCCCACUUGCCCCCCAAUCUAAGGCAGCCGCACCUGGGGUAAACUGCCCUCUCUCUAUAUCAAGACCACUUUUACCAUGGUUUUUACUAGAAGAAAAUACAAGGAGUUGGAUAUACUGCCUGACUUGGCAAUCAGCCCCUCGGGCCCUGGUAAAAGACAAAGCAAAAUCACAAAUUACUUUCCUAAGAUGGAGGAGGGUAAGAGUCCACAAAAAGAGUUAAUUCUUGAUGAAGUAAUACCCCCCUCUCUUACUGCUCUUGAUUGGACGUCUAAUUUUAAAGAGAUAUACCAAGAUUCUGGAAAUAUUAACUCCCCAUGCAGCCUAGCGCAAGAACUAGCUUUAGCCGAGGAACUUCAGGAGGGAAAUACCUCUAUUACCAAGGAACAGCUGCCCACGGAAGAAAUUACAUCAACCCAUCAAAACCAGAUACCUACUCCAAAAUACUCUCAAACAGAAUUGAGUGAUGGUCGCCCUUUGGAUUAUUCCCUAGCAAUAAGUUCUGAUUUAGCCAACAUAAAAAAUUAUCUAACAAUAACAAACGGGCUACUGCUGACGUUAGUAGAAAAUUUCACAUCUCAAUUAAAAGAGUUAAAAUUAAAUGAUAUGCCACAAGAACAUAAAACAGUUGAGCUAGCGUCGAUGAACAAACCAGUAAUAAAUAAGAAUCUGCAAAGACAUAACUCAAGGGUAAAAGUGAAGAAAAGUAAAAAUAUUAAAACAACAAGGAUAGCCAAGCAUACCCGCAGUAAUCGAAACAUACAUUGGCAGAAAUUGUUUAAACUUCUUCCCCCAGCCCCAAAUAAAUCGAUCACACGGGGCAGCAAAAAGAAGGGUAAAAGAGAGAAACAAAGGUAGUUACACAGCAACCGGCUAAGGAGGACUCGCCAAGGCUGACUCCAGUAGCAAGUGAGAAGGCAGAAGUAACAACUCAGUCCUUGGAUAACCAACUUUUUAAUAAACCUGAUGCUGCGGAAGUAGAGGCCUCUUCCUAUGAAGGCAAUAAAACAUUUAGCAAAUCGAACAGCGGGGAAGAGGAAGCGUUUAGCAGAGAUGAUACCCCCCUUCAGACCUGGCAAGCCUCCAGUCAGGAAAGAGAUUGGAAUUUGAUCCUAAAUCCCCAAAAACUGGUAUUCACGAACUUCCCGAAGCCUAAGGGCUUCCUUACAGGGAAACAGCGAAUAAUGAACUUUGUAUCUAGUCUAAAUGACAUACUGCCAGGAAUGGUUAAUGCUAAUGAUAUCACCUCGGUGGAAUAUUUACAUUAUGAUGGUCACUCAGUGAGAGCACUGACCACUUUUAGGGAUCAGAACCUGGCCAAGUAUAUUUUUAGGUCAAGACCUGCCUUUUUAAAAGCACGGACAAUAAUACUUAGGUUCUUUGAAAAUAAGGCUCCUUUGAGCCCCUUUUGAAAACUAAGCAGGCAAAUCUUAGAAAGGGGAAACAACUCUCAAAAUCCUGGCCUGACAAACAGAACCCGCAAUGCCUUGCAAGUAAAGGUGAGGAUUUCUUUACUAUGGAAGAAAAUAUCCUAAUUGACCAAUUCUGGAGGUUCCCACCAUUAAUACAAACUGACAUCUUGGGAAGACUAGAUAAGCUAAGAGAUAAGCUGGCCGAGAGAGCUUCAGGCAACGAGGUUAUCAAGGGGGACCAAAAAAAGACCACAACACGUAACCUUCAGAUUAAAGCGGAGAUUAACUUUCCACCAAGAGAGAAUGUGCCACCCUUCAAGGAGAGUACUCCAUCACCCCCGAAGAGAAAUAUCCCCAAGGUGACCCCACAAGACGUAUGGGACAAAAUGAGAUACCUAGAUGAAACAGAAUUGGGCCAAAAUCAGGCCAAAACAGACUAUCCACAGAAGGAAUUUAUGCAUAAUAAAGAUCUGGUGUUCACAAACGUGAGCACUUUGCAUCCACCUAUUGAAAUCAUAGAGCGGCUGGAUAGCCCGCCAUUUAAAGACGAUAGGCGCCCGAUACAUAAAGCGACAAACCCUAAAAGUACGUUAGCUAAUAAUUGACAAAGAUUUGAUUGUGAUAAAGCCAAUCUUAAAUUUUUAUCAUGGAACAUUGCUGGUUGGCUCAACAAGGCGACUGACCAAUCAUUUGUCAAUUUUAUUCAAGAUCAUGAUAUAGUCUUCUUGCAAGAGACAUGGCUAACAGGGGAUCUAGAUGUAAAUGGUUUUGCCUCAUUUUCGCUCGCAGGCUCACCAAGCAACAAAGGGGGACGAGUUAAGGGUGGGCUAGGCAUUUUAAUAUCCACAAGGUUGAGAGCAUCUUUCGUCGAGCUGGAGCCUCUGAGCAGUGUGGCCAUGGCAUUAUUGAUGAAAUGCAGAUAUUGCACAUUCCUAUUGAUUAAUAUAUAUGCCCCUCCCCAAAGAGGCAAGCAGCUUAUCAAAAAUCUCUGGCAUAGGAUAGAAUCUUAUGUCGAUGAGCUAAUGAAUCAAACUCCUGCUGCGGCAGUGCUGCUGGCUGGGGAUUUAAAUGCCAGAAUUGGCCAAUCAGACGAAGCGUUAUAUGCUCAUUUUCACGACGUACCUCCCAUUUCUGAAGAAGCCCAUUCUAUUCCCCCAAGGCUCUCAAAAGACAAGGGCUGCAAUUACGCAGGCCUAUGUCUUCUACGUUUUUCCAACAAUCUGGAUUUGACUGUAUUAAAUGGUCGUGUCGACAGAGAACCCAGUGGGAAUUUACAUUUAUAUCCAACAUGGGAGCCUCCACUAUCGAUUACGUCCUGGUGUCAUCUAACCUUUUGAGCAGAGCACGGGAAUGUAAAGUGGUGGAGAGGGUUGACAGCGACCAUCUACCGUUCUGUUUAAUACUGGAUGUAAGAAAAGAUUUAUUUUGCUCUGAUAAACUUGUAGCCCCAUGCUUCGAAAACAUGGAGCUAAGAUACUCACGUAUUAAAUGGUCCAGCAAAUUGAGUGAUGAAAUAUCGGAAAGACUUCACUCAGAUAUUUUUCUUGCUAGAAAGGAGAACCUCGUUAAUUCCCCAACUCCUGAGGCCAGAUUGGACAUGUUCCGGGAACUGAUUUCGUCGCUACAACCUUAUCUGACCAACAAAAAAAACGCCACGGCAAUCUCUACACUUUAAUAAAUCCAAACCUUGGUUUGACCAAGAAUGCAUGGCCAUGAAACGCCUCCUGCUGGAUAAGUACAGGAACUAUAGAACAGCGAACUUACCUUCGCUUCCAUUAGACUGGUUUGAGUCAAAACGCAGUUAUAAAGCUUUGAUUAGCAAGAAAAAGCUCCAGGCACAAAGGAGGAAUGGCAGUGCCUAGUGGAGGCCUCCCAAAGGAAAGAUUCUGCCACGUUUUGGAAAAUAAUUGCAAAAGCUGGAGAGACUCCCCGAUUGAAAUCGAAUACUCUAUACCCGCUGGAGCAUGGGAGGCCUAUUUCCUCUCAUUAUAUUCAUCAAAUCAACUGGCCCCAGCUCUGCUUCCUGCUUCAAGUGAAUUUGGUAAGGAAUGGCCCCCUGUAACCAUAGAAGAAAUUACUGGACUUAUUCAAGCUCUUAAAUCAGGGAAAGCCCCGGGUGCUGAUUGCAGAUGACACCAAAUUGGGAGGGGUGGCUAACACCCCAGAGGACAGGAUCACACUUCAAAACGACCUUGACAGAUUAGAGAACUGGGCCAAAACAAACAAGAUGAAUUUUAACAGGGAGAAAUGUAAAGUAUUGCACUUGGGCAAAAAAAAAUGAGAGGCACAAAUACAAGAUGGGGGACACCUGGCUUGAGAGCAGUACAUGUGAAAAGGAUCUAGGAGUCUUGGUUGACCACAAACUUCACAUGAGCCAACAGUGUGACGCGGCAGCUAAAAAAGCCAAUGCAAUUCUGGGCUGCAUCAAUAGGAGUAUAGCAUCUAGAUCAAGGGAAGUAAUAGUGCCACUGUAUUCUGCUCUGGUCAGACCUCACCUGGAGUACUGUGUCCAGUUCUGGGCACCACACUUCAAGAAGGACAUUGACAAACUGGAACGUGUCCAGAGGAGGGCAACCAAAAUGGUCAAAGGCCUGGAAACGAUGCCUUAUGAGGAACGGCUAAGAGAGCUGGGCAUGUUUAGCCUGGAGAAGAGGAGGUUAAGGGUGAUAUGAUAGCCAUGUUCAAAUAUAUAAAAGGAUGUCAUAUAGAGGAGGGAGAAAGGUUGUUUUCUGCUGCUCCAGAGAAGCGGACACGGAGCAAUGGAUCCAAACUACAAGAAAGAAGAUUCCACCUAAACAUUAGGAAGAACUUCCUGACAGUAAGAGCUGUUCGACAGUGGAAUUUGCUGCCAAGGAGUGUGGUGGAGUCUCCUUCUUUGGAGGUCUUUAAGCAGAGGCUUGACAACCAUAUGUCAGGAGUGCUCUGAUGGUGUUUCCUGCUUGGCAGGGGGUUGGACUCGAUGGCCCUUGUGGUCUCUUCCAACUCUAUGAUUCUAUGAUUCUAUGAUUCUAUGAUUCUAUGCUGACAAUAUCCCUCCAGAAAUUCUUAAGGCAAAUGUCGAAUGGUGGGCCCCUGUGCUAGCCGCCUUGUUCACUAGUAUAAAUCAAGCGGCUAUUAUCCCCGAGGACUGGGGUUUAGCCAUCAUCAUUCCAAUAUUUAAGAAAGGAAACAGAACUGAGCCAGCUAACUAUAGACCAAUCAGUCUAUUAAGUAUUAUUAGCAAACUGUAUGCUGCUCAUUUAUGUGAUAAAUUAGUGGAGUGGAUGGAAAGAGAGCAUAUUCUAUCAGAAGCUCAAGCUGGUUUUAGAGCAAAGCGUUCAACUAUAGACCAGGCCCUUACCCUUCAACACCUGGCAGACAAAUACUCUAGAAAAGGGGGGUCUUUAUAUGCAGCAUUCGUGGAUUUUAAAUCGGCGUUUGAUCUAAUACCAAGGGAUAGACUCUGGGAAAAGCUUGGCGCUACAAACAUAGAUAAACGCUUAUUACGCCUUAUCCGUGGUCUAUACGAAAACACCAGGGUGAGGGUAAGAUGCGAUCGGUCAGGCCAUCUAACUAAAGAAAUUCAAACGCACUAUGGGGUUAAACAAGGAUGUGUCCUCGCGCCAACGCUAUUUAAUUUCUAUAUCAACUCUCUAGCAGUAAAUAUGGCGAAAGAAAAUGCCCACCCUCCCAAACUGGCAGGUAUUCCCAUCCCGGUGCUUCUGUAUGCGGACGACGCAGUCCUACUCUCCUUUUCCUGCAUUGGCCUGAGGAAGCUUUUGAGAUCACUUGCUGACUAUUGUCAAGCGGAACAACUAUCAAUAAAUCACAGCAAAUCUAAAAUUAUGGUGUUUUCAAAAAAAAGAAGGAAACACAAAUGGAGAAUUAAUGGUCAACCUAUUGACCAGGUAGCAACUUUCAAAUACCUGGGAGUAACUUUUCAGGAAAGGGUCUCGUGGCAUCAACAGAUGAACAACGCCAUUGCCCACGCAGGAAGGGCUCAUCAAGCCCUUACAAGAUUUUUUCACGGGAAAGGGGUAAAUACGUUCCGGCGGCCUCCCAGGUUUUGCAGCAAAAAUACUUCCACAACUUACUUAUGGAUCCCAGGUUUGCAGUUUUAAAAAUUUUGCGCCUAUGGAGGCAUUUCAAACAAAAUUCUAUCGGUGUUUAUUGGGGAUCCCCCCCUGUGUAUCUAAUAUAGCUGUCCGCUUAGAAGUUGGACAACCACCCGUUAAUGCGCGGCUGUGGAUUCUAAAGAUACACUACUGGUUAAAACUUAUUUUUCCCCGGCCGGUUUGGCUCCUUUAACACUCUUAGACACCUUUCAUUCCACCUGGAAAGCUUCCCUGUUUGAAAAGAUAAGAAGCCUGGGAUUCUCCCGCAGAUCUUGAUAGCGGCAGGAUAUGAGAGAGCCAGAAGUCAAGUGCUCCAACGCAUUAGGGACAUAGAGCUGCAAUGUCAUAUGGGCAAAAUGGAUAAACAUGCCAUAAUUAGAGACUUUGGGAGAGGGUUCUCACCCGCAAAUUAUUUGGCUGAUUUACAAAUACCUAAGUACAGACACUCCUUUACCCUGGCCAGAUUUAACGUUCUGCCCUCUGCCCUGCUGCUAGGCAGAUAUGAGGGCAAACCAUAUGAGUCACGUGUUUGCCCGUGUGGCUCAUCGGAAGUGGAAACAAGUCUGCAUGUAUUGCUGCACUGUAGUUACUAUGAGGAUCUACGUUUGACCUUUAUUGCCCCAGUUCUACAAAAGCUUAAAAAUGAACCAGAACUCCAACGUAUGAGAGCCUUGGUAGAAGACAAGGUUUCUGAAAUUACGAUCAAUGUGGCCAAAUUUUGUGUAGCCGCUAUUAGGCGCAGGAAACAAGAGCUUUCCAAUGGCAUUACGCAGGCGAAGGCAAAUACUUAAUUUUUAUUUAUGCUGUCUAAUUUUAAAUUGCAGUUAUGUAUUGAAAUUGUCCUUUGUUUUUUCCGGUGUUAUGCUUAGCUGACUAGCUGUACGAGUUAAUCUGGUCUGUGACCGUUUAAUAAAUUUGAUUUGAUUUGAUUUGAGGUCCGAAGAUAAUGUUUGUGUAUAGAAAGUGACAUUCUAGCUGUUAUAUUGGAGUGGAUAAAGUGAAUAUUGUUUAUUUAUCGUGAACAGAGGAAGAACCAGAAGUCAGUUACAUUCUGAAUUUUAUUUCUCUCUCUCUUUUAACCUCUUUUCUAUUUCAUUUUCUUUGUUUCUCUCUUUCUCUUUCUUUAUCCCUUUCUUCCUCCCACACCUCUUUAUGUUUUUAUUGUAUUCAGAUCAAAGUCUUAGUUUGGACCCAAAAAAAAGAGGGAAAAUAUUUGAUAUUAAGUUUUGUAUUUUUAUCUAUAAACCCUCAUAAAGUUUAUUUAAAAACCCCUCUCCAAAAAAUAAGAUAAUUUCCUGUUGACAGGUGGUGCCUAUUUCUGUGUGCAAUGACUACUGUCACCCCGGUAAUCGGAAGAAAAGGAAGGAAGGGCAGAAAUUUUGCUGCUACGAUUGUGUUCCAUGUCCAGAAGGGAAGAUUUCAAACCAGAAUGGUAAAUGACAUUUUUCAUCAUACAAGACUAGUAAUGAUUAAUGAGUCAUAUUGACUGAAAAGAACUUACAUACUAUGUUGUGCAUGUAGCCACUAUCCUCCUUAGAGUGGCAUGAACAUUUUUUCUGAUGCCUUCCAGUAACUUCUUAUAAAAACUUUCAAAAAUGAAUAUUAAUUAAAAUGUUUUUAAAAAUGCUACAAUAUGUUCAGCUCAAAAGGUAAUUCAGAUAAUAUUACAUGACCACCAAUUUCCUUAAUUUCAGAAGAUUGAGAUAAACAGGUGCAGGGGCUGGACUUAAGGGAACAAGAUUGAGGGAAAUGGUGGAGGUUGCCCUCCCUUCUCCUGAAGCUUCCAGUGGAGAGGAAGGCAGUACAGUGGUACCUCAGGUUACAGACACUUCAGGUUACAGAUGCUUCCGGUUACAGACUCCACUAACCCAGAAAUAGUACCUCUAGUUAAGAACUUUGCCUCAGGAUGAAAACAGAAAUCAUGCAGUGUCAGUGCAGCAGCAGCAGGAAGCCCCAUUAGCUAAAGUUAAGAACAGUUUCAGGUUAAGAAUGGACCUCCAGAACGAAUUAAGUUCUUAACCCGAGGUACCACUGUAUUGAAUAACACUUGUUGGUUUAGGAAUGUCACAGCUCAGAGAGAGAUGAACAGAAGACUUGGGAGGUGAGACGGAGCAGCCAGCUGACACGUCAUCACUGGAGAGCAUUUCUGCCCCUCUUCUCCAAGAACUCAGCGUUCAUUGAGUGUGCAAGAGCAAAGGACUCCGAGACAGCUCCUGGCAGCCACCAUCAGGGGAAGUGCUGUUGCUAGGAAGGGAGGCAGGAGGAGCUCAUUUGGAGCAACAUCAUUAAUCGGGAGGCAGACUGAUUCCUUUGUCUCAUGCUGUGAUGAUUUAACAAACUCAUUAAUAAGAACUCUUUCUUGUUUUUCUCUGCUCCUUGUGGCCACCGGGGGAGGGAAAGAAUUACCCGGAGUCUGACAAGAGGAAUGAUAACUUAGAUUUAAGAGGCAAAGAACACUCGUGAAUUGCAAUUGGAGUUUGGCCUUAUGCUAUUUUUUCAGAUAUGGACGACUGCUUCAGAUGCCCAACAGAUCAGUAUGCAAACAAGAACAAAAAUGGAUGCAUUCCCAAGUUAAUAACCUUUCUUUCCUAUAAGGAACCUUUAGGGAUUGGCUUAACAUCAGUUGCCGUUCUUUGUUCCCUAAUUACAAUUUUGGUGCUGGGAACUUUUAUUAAACACAAAGACACUCCCAUUGUCAAAGCCAACAACAGGGAUCUCACCUAUGCUCUCCUCAUUGCCCUCCUACUCUGCUUCCUCUCAUCCUUUCUCUUCAUUGGACACCCUGGCAAAAUGACCUGCCUUCUUCGACAACCCACUUUUGGCAUCAUCUUCUCCGUGGCUGUUUCUUGUGUGUUGGCCAAAACCAUCACUGUAGUUGCAGCUUUCAUGGCCACCAAGCCUGGGUCCACUAUGAGGAAGUGGGUGGGAAAAAGACUGAGCAACUCCAUUGUCCUUUCCGGCUCACUCAUUCAAGUGAGUAUUUGUACUGGGUGGUUGAUGACCUCUCCCCCAUUCCCCGAUCUAGACAUGGACUCUGUAGCAGAAGAAACCAUUGUGCAAUGUAAUGAAGGCUCAGUGACCAUGUUUUACUGUGUCCUGGGCUACAUGGGCCUCCUGGCCAUUGCCAGCUUCACUGUGGCAUUUGCAGCUCGCAAAUUACCUGACAGUUUUAAUGAAGCCAAGUUCAUUACCUUCAGCAUGUUGCUGUUCUGCAGUGUUUGGCUUUCUUUUGUUCCAACCUAUCUGAGCACCAAAGGAAAAUCCAUGGUGCUGGUGGAGAUCUUCUCCAUCUUGUCCUCCAGUGCUGGAUUGUUGGGCUGCAUCUUUGCCCCCAAAUGCUACAUCAUUGUUCUGAAGCCUGAGCUGAACAACAGGGAGCAACUUAUAAGGAGAAAAAUGUAAAUAUUUCUCCUAAGUAUUGCAUCAUAGUUCUUUAUUCUAUUAAGGAGUUUAGUAUAAAGUUGUUACUAUAAGUACCUCUGGUCUCUAACUCUUUUGUGGGAAAAGUACCAGCAUGUACUAAAAAGUUCAGAUUUGUGAAAUUAAAGUGGAUUAAAUGUUAUGUCAUCCUAGCACAAGCAUAGGGGACCGCUGGCUGGUGGGCCAAAUUUGAUCUAGGAAUGACCAUUCCUGACAAUCCACACUCAUCUAUCCCUCAUCUGACUAUACAAUUGACAGUAAGUGUGGCAAAGGUACCAAUUAUUUCAGAGGGACAAUCCAGAGCUUUAAGUGAGUUCCUGAUCGUUCAUUUGCCAUAAGAAGCAGCAACUGCUAGAAAGAUGGAUGCAAAGGCUCAAUUCUGCAGUGGAAGACACUAUCUGCUCCAAGACGAUGCAUCUGUGGAAAUGUGCCUUCAAAUAGUCUCAUUGCCAGGCAUUGCGACACCAAGUGAUUGAAAGUUGAAGCCCUCCAGAUGCUGAGAAACUACAACUCCCUUUAUCCCAAGCAGGUCUGGCUAGUGGCUAGGGGUGACGGGAGUUAUAGGUCAGCAAAAUUUGGAAACGCCAAAUGUUCCCCACCACCUGCUUUAUAUAACAAGUAAAUGAUAUUUAGAUGAAAACACUUGAAUUUAUUUUAACAUUAUUGUUUAAUUUAUUGUUCAGUGUUCUAUGUCACACCCUCAAGUUUAUUGUUAAUAAAGUUUUGACAGUUUUUGUGUCAUGAAACUCAUUUCCAGGUGUGCUGGCAAUAUGCGUAAAUUUUUAUUUUAAAAAAAUGUUAUUGAUAAAGCCACUUCCGGCCUGCCCAGGAGGUGGGGUUGCGGGCUUCACGCCCACCCCCCACAUGAGCGGGGGCUGGUUUCAGCCCCCGCGAGAGCAGGGGAAUCCCGGCCGUGUCUGCCCUAUUUAGGGCCGGCGCAGAGGGGGCUCGCCCUCUUUUCGCCGGCUAGCCCCCAUGUUUUCCCACCCUCCCUCCCUUUAGGUAGUUCUCUGACUUUGCUAUGGACUUCGGUCUGUCGCCGCAUGGGGCAUGGUAGGAAUUUUUCCCAAUUGGCAAUUUACAGCCAUUUGGUUUCUUGCCUACCUCGUAGCAACUCGUCACAACUCUUCGGCAUUGGCGGUAGGCAUUGGUAAGAAGGGGUUAAGAGGAUGUGGGGGGGAGGAACGCCAUCACCUCCCCCCAGUGAGCGAAGGGUGGUCCGUUAAAGGCCCUGUCCAAAGCCUAUGGAGGUGUGGGCCAAAGGCACGCCCCCGAGCGGUGACCCAGGGGAGCUCCUAGUCGACAUGCCUUGGCAGGAGACUCCCCCGAUAUAGUGUUAACCCUCCCCCGUGUCUCCAGCAAAUGGGCUGGAGCCGGAUAGUCAUUAGAACCAAUGCCUAAGCCAAUGCCUCUCAUUCCUGAAUUCAAUAAAGUUGUGGCCUAAUUCGCCCAGUUAACCUUAAACUAUGGUGUCUCGUGUCUUUAUUUAUCCUGGUGGGGGGCGGGAACUCGCCACGCAACAUUGAUAAAGGUUAUCCUAUUUUCCUGUCAGCCACAAUCUCAGUUUGCAUUAAAGGAGCUUGUACUAGAUGACUCUUGAGGUCUCUUCCAACUCUAGAAUUCUGUGAUGCCCAAGAAUGGAAGGCAGCUUCUCCAUUCCCUGCUUUUAAAGGGGUGCAAAUCAAAGAAAUGGAGACCAGGUGUUUUCUCCUCAAAACAUAUUCUCCAUAGCAGGUCAUAUUGGUUUGUCGGUUGACAGGCAAAGUGGUCAAACUUGUGGUUUCCUCUAUAGGUCCCCUCCGGCCACCUUCCCACAGCUGAACUGCCAAACACAUUUUAAUUACCACUGUGGGGAAUUAGGUAGGAUAUGCAUUUUAAAUGAUGGAUGCAGAUUUAGUUUACAGAUUAAAGAGAUUUACUAUUCAUUCAUAUAUAUUUAUACCACACUCUUCCUCCCAGAGCAGCAAAUAAGCAAGAACAACAUCUUGAAAACACUUCUGGGCAAUUGUAAACUGAUUCUAUUAAUUUAUAGAUGCCAUACAUAGAGAUGCCCCUUCAUUGAUCACUGCCUUGCCGUGGCGAAGGGGCUUGAAUAACUCAGAGAAGCUAUGAGCUAUGCCAUGCAGGGCCACCCAAGAUAGACAGGUCAUAGUGGAGAGUUUUGACCAAACGUGAUCCACCUGGAGCAGAAACCGGCAAGCCACUCCAGUAUCCCUGCCAAGAAAACUCCAUGGACAAAGACAACAGGCAUAUAAAAGUUAUGACACUGGAAGAUGAGCCCCUCAGGUCGGAAGGCGUCCAACAUGCUACUGAGGAAGAGCGGAGGACAAGUACAAGUAGAUUCAGAGCUGAUGAAGCGGCUGGGCCAAAGCCGAAAGGAUGCUCAGUUGCGGAUAUGCCUGGAAGCGAAAGGAAAGUCCAAUGCUGUAAAGAAAAAUAUUGCAUAGGAACUUGGAAUGUAAGAACCACAACCUUGGUAAGUUUGAUGUGGUCAAAAAUGAGAUGGCAAGAAUAAAUAUUGACAUCCUGGGCAUCAGUGAACUAAAAUGGACGGGAAUGGGCGAAUUCAGUUUGGAUGACCAUCAUAUCUACUACUGUGGGCAAGAAUCCCGUAAAAGAAAUGGAGUGGCCCUCAUAGUCAACAAAAGAGUGGCAAAAGCUGUACUGGGAUGCAAUCUCAAAAAUGACAGAAUGAUCUCGAUAUGGAUCCAAGGCAGACCUUUUAACAUCACAGUAAUCCAAGUUUAUGCACCAACCACUGGUGCUAAAGAAACUGAAAUUAACCAAUUCUAUGAAGACUUACAACACCUUAUAGAAAUGACACCAAAGAAGGAUGUUCUUCUCAUUAUAGGGGAUUGGAAUGCUAAAGUAGGGAGUCAAGAGAUAAAAGGAACAACUGGCAAGUUUGGCCUUGGAGUUCAAAACGAAGCAGGGCAAAGGCUAAUAGAGUUCUGCCAAGAGAACAAGCUGGUCAUCACAAACACUCUUUUCCAACAACACAAGAGACAACUCUACACAUGGACAUCACCAGAUGGGCAGCAUCGAAAUCAGAUUGAUUAUAUUCUCUGCAGCCAAAAAUGGAGAAGCUCUAUACAGUUAGCAAAAACAAGACCUGGAGCUGACUGUGGCUCAGAUCAUCAGCUUCUCAUAGCAAAAUUCAAGCUUAAACUGAAGAAAGUAGGAAAAACCACUGGGCUGGUAAGAUACAAUCCAAGUCAAAUCCCUUAUGAAUAAACAGUGGAAGUGAGGAACAGGUUUAAGGAUUUAGAUUUGGUGGACAGAAUGCCUGAAGAACUAUGGAUGGAGGCUCAUAACAUUAUACAGGAGGCAGCAACGAAAACCACCCCAAUGAAAAGGAAAUGCAAGAAAGCAAAGUGGCUGUCCAACGAGGCCUUACAAAUAGCGGGAGAGAGAAGGCAAGCAAAAUGCGAGGGAGAUAGUGAAAGAUACAGGAAAUUGAGUGCAGAUUUCCAAAAAAUAGCAAGGCGAGACAAGAAGGCCUUCUUAAAUGAGCAAUGCAAAGAAAUAGAGGAAAACAAUAGAAUGGGAAAAACCAGAGAUCUGUUCAAGAAAAUUGGAGAUAUGAAAGGAACAUUUCGUACAAAGAUUACCAUAAUAAAAGACAAAAGUGGAAAGGACCUAACAGAAGCAGAAGACAUCAAGAAGAGGUGGCAAGAAUACACAGAGGAAUUAUACCAGAAAGAAAUGGAUGCCUCGUAUACCCCAGGUAGUGUGGUUGCUGACCUUGAGCCAGACAUCCUGGAGAGUGAAGUCAAAUGGGCCUUAGAAAGCACUGCUAAUUACAAGGCCAGUGGAAGUGAUGAUAUUCCAGCUGAACUAUUUAAAAUUUAAAAAGAUGAUGCUUUUAAGGUGCAACACUCAAUAUGUCAGCAAAUUUGGAAAACUCAGCAGGGGCCAGAGGAUUGGAGAAGAUCAGUCUACAUCCCAAUCCCAAAGCAGGGCAGUGCCAAAGAAUGCUCCAACUACUACACAAUUGCACUCAUUUCACACGCUAGCAAGGUUAUGCUUAAAAUUCUACAAGGCAGCCUUAAGCAGUAUGUGAACCGAGAACUCCCAGAAGUGCAAGCUGGAUUUCGAAGGGGCAGAGGAACCAGAGACCAAAUUGCAAACAUGCGCUGGAUUAUGGAGAAAGCUAGAGAGUUCCAGAAAUAAUAAUAAUAAUAAUAAUAAUAAUAAUAAUAAUAAUAAUAAUAAUGGUUAUUCCAUCUGAAACACAACUGUUGACAUUCCUUAAGAUUAAAAUUUACUAUUGGCCCUCAUUUUCUCUCUCACUCUCUGAGAUUUAUUUGUUAGAGGAGAGAUAAGGAAACAUUGCCCCGCACCAUAUCAGCCACUGCCAACAUGGUCAGUGGUGGGAAAUGAGGGAAGCUUUAUUCCAGCAGCACCUGGAACCCCACAGGCUCCGCAUUCUUGGCAAAAAGAAAUUGUAGCUUCACAUUUCUUUGAUAAAACUGCAGCUGACCAGCCAUCUUUCAUCAAAGCUAAAAGUUUCAGUCCUACUUUUCUUUUGGUGUUUGCUCACCAUGGAAAAUUGUAUUUGUCACUUUUUCUGUCCCUAAGGAGCAGAUGAUGGAAAGUGGGGGCAGCUCAGCAUGUUUGUUAGCAAAACUCCUACUUACAGCCAAAGCAAUGAAAAAGUAACUAUCUCACCCAACAAUUAUCCAAAUCACUAUACUUUGUUCUCUUCUCUGAACGUUCCCAGGCUUCCUAGAACUCAAGAAAUCAGUCAAUAAGCAAACCUCAAAGUGGUUAUAAAGAAACCCCAUGCUAUUGGGAGCAGGACACAGGGAUAAUGCUCAUGUGUCACACACACACACACACACACACACACACACACACACACACUAUUGAUCAGAUUUAGGAUCACAGAGUUGGCAAUCCUGGCUAAUAAGAUAUACAGCUGUAACCCUUUGAUUCUCAAAUGCUGGUUGUAAAACAUUCUUCUAAAGCUGUAUUGACAGAGCUAGGAAUUACCCAAUGUAGCCUGUUCAAGUCAUGCAGCUGCUCUGAAUGGAAACAGGAGGUGUGUGUUUAGAGAAAAGUCUGACCACGAGGAUGCUGUGGCUAUUGAUGUUAUCUCUUCUCCCUCCUGCUGUGUGCAAAGUAGAUACUCUUAGGUGUCCCAUGAAUUAUCCAUUCCCUGCUCCACAUCAGUGGUACCAACCAGGUGGCUUCAUCAUUGGUGGGAUUGCUUCUCAGGUCUAUUAUGUCUUCAAUGAAGUUUCCUUCAAGGAGCACCCUUCACAGAAUAUGUUUGAUGUUCCAUUGUAAGAGCCUUUCCCCUCUUUGCAUCAUUCCAAAUCUCCUUUGCUUUUGUGUCAUGUGUUUUAGAUUGCAAAUCUGAAGAGAUAUUGUCUUAGUUAUUUUUUCAGGUGCUGUGGUAAUCUGGGCAAAAAAUUCAAAUGAUAAGACUAGAGGCAUGUCUAAAGUUGUCUUUCAAUUUCUCAAAAGUUUUCUUCCCACAUUAAAGAAUCCUAAGUUUUUCUGCAUUUGCAGGGAACUUUAGUAAUUUUUCAAGGUAUGAGGUUAAGCUUAUCUCAUUGUUGUGCAGUGGACAAUAUGUGUGUAUAUAUUUUAUUUACAAAUCUAUUUUAAAUAUAUAUUUAUAUAUAAUUAUUUUAUAAAAAAUAUCAAAGUAGCUUACAUCAGAAAUACAUAAAAUCAAGCAGUAAGCAAAGUUAAAAGCCAUAUUAAAAAGCUAAAUGUGUGCAUGUUUUUCUUUCUAGUAAACAUUUAUACAAUGCUUUCAAAUUGCCUCCUCUGUGGAAGGAGAUAACUCAUGUUGUAUUUCCCUGAGUUUUAAAAUAAUGUUGGGAGAUGGUGAGUCUGGCUGGUAAGCCCCUGGGAUUAGUGGUCUUGCUGAUUUUUUAAUAGAAGGAAUAUCCUUCAUUUUGCCUAAAUAAACAAUUUCUCCCGUUUAGAAAAAGAAAGAAAAGGACUUUAAAAUAUGUAGCAAUUGACAACUUUCAGGAGUAUAGUAGAUUCUCUCCCAAGAUUCCCUCUGAUGAACCAAGACAACUGAGAAGGUCAAGAAAGAAAUUGAUAGCAUUUGUUUCAAAGUGUUAGGCAUGCCAUGAGAGAGCAUAAUCUUUAUAUGAACUGCACUGAGUUUAAUAGCUUAGAAACAUCAAUGACAUUUAAAAUAAUUUCAUGUCAAUCUUAAUCUGUUUGUGCUAAAAAUGGGAUUGUGGCAAAUUGAUCUCAUAUUCCAAAGUUAUACAUUAAUUAUCUUUGCUUACAGUGUAGUAACAAAAUUCUACCAGCACAUUCUUGCCUUGGCAUUUGCCGUGAAAGAGAUAAACGAGAACCCCAAGUUUUGUCCUAAUAUCACUCUCGGCUUCCACAUCUAUGAUAGCUACUAUGAUGCCAGAAUGACCUAUCGUACCACUCUUGACCUGCUCUUCAAAUCACAUAGAUUUGUUCCCAACUACAAAUGUGACACCCAGAAAAAUCUCAUAGCCAUCAUUGGGGGACUUAGCGCUGACACCUCCUUCCAUAUGGCUGCCACAAUUGGCCUCUACAAGAUUCCACAGGUAGGAUCUCUGAAAAGGUAUAAAAAAAUUACACACAUGCCUUACCAUUCUGGGAGUCAUUUUGAACUUUAGAAAAAGGAAGGGUUUUUGACUGACAUUUAAAUCUGAUUUUUUUUAAUUGACGCUACGGUUGUUGUUAUUAUUAUUAUUAUUUCAGAUUGCAGAGCUUUAAGUUGACCUGAGCUUUCUGCAACUCCACCCCAUCUGGUUUAAGGUGGGUCUAGUACAUCUCUGUGCAUCCCCCUACAAGCGCCAUUUUCCCUAGCAUUCCAUUUCUAGCCAAUCCAUUCCCAUCUCCAUGUCAGCCAUAAGGAGGACACAUGCUUGCUCCAUGAACAAAUCUGGGGCUGGAAAUUACAGCUCCCAACCUCCUCCCCUGCCACACUCACUGAAACAAAAGGGAAAUCACUGCCUUCUAACAUCCUUCUGUCACAUGCACUUACGAUCUCAAUUCUUUCAAAGUUGUUGCUUCUUCUUCAACUUCAUCCCAAGCUUCCUAGCCCUUUUUUCCUUCCUGGCCCUUUGUCCCUUCCUUGUCUGUUCUAGUUAUCUGUUUUCCUCCAUUCAUUUACUUUUUAUUUUCCCCUUUCCUUUCAGUUAUAAAAACCUUUUGGGAGUGAGUAGGGGCCAUUGUUUUGUUUUGUUUUGUUCUCGUUUAUAUUUGCUAUUUUGUGUUUUUAUUUCACAUUUUUAUGCUGAAAACACCCCGAGAUCUUCAGAUGAAGGCCAAUACGCUAACUAACUACCUAACUACCUACAUAACUAACUAACUUCUUGGAUUUAACCCACAAAUUCCUUAAAAUGUAUUUUUUUUUUAAUAAACAGGCAUCUGCUGCUAAACAAUCUCUUUAACGUACUUACAUUUUCUUUUAGCUCACAUAUGGAUCAUUUCCCCCAGACAAAAAUUAUGGAAGUCAAGUACCAUUUUACCGCAUGGUGCCCAAUGAAGCCCAUCAGCAUAUGGGGAUUAUCAGUUUGCUUAAGCAUUUCAGAUGGACGUGGGUUGGGCUCUUCACUGUCGAUGAUAAUAGUGGAGAACAUUUCUUGAAGACUCUGGAGCCAUUACUUUCCCAUAAUGGAAUCUGUUUAGCCUUCACACAAAGAAUCCCACAAAUACCCCGUUUUGAUGACUUGGAUGAAGUUCAUGAUAUAGUUUUAAAUAUUUAUGUUCAUUUAACAGAUGACAAAGCCAAUGUAUUUAUGAUGUAUGGAGAAUCUCUGACAAUUAUAUGGCUCAGAAGUAUUCUAUUUCUAAGCGAUACUGAAAAUAAGGAAAUAUCAUCAUUUAAAAAGGUGUGGAUUAUAACAACUCAGAUUGAUUUCAUAUCAACAGUAUUUCAAAGGAGUUGGGGCCUUCAGAUCUUCCAAGGUGCUAUUUCCUUCACUAUUCAUUCACAAAACCUCCUGCAGUUCCAAGAAUUUCUUCAGGGAAUAAGACUUUACUGGACACAGGGAGAUGGGUUUUUCAAGGAUUUCUGGGAGCAAGCAUUUGAUUGUACAUUUCCAAAUCCCAGGGUGCCAAUAGAGGUCAAUGACAUGUGCACUGGGGAGGAAAGGUUGCAGAGUCUUCCAGGGUCUGUAUUUGAAAUGAGUAUGACUGGCCACAGCUACAGUAUCUACCAGGCUGUUUACGUUGUGGCUCGUGUUUUGCAAGGCAUAUACUUGACUAGCUUAAAGAAAAGGGCAACAGGAAACAGUGGAAUAUUAAAAAUUCAAGAUCUGCAGCCUUGGCAGGUAAUGUAUUUGAAUUGAAGAGUAGCAAAAUAUAGGACAAUUUCAGUGAACAGAUUUGUUGUUGUUGUUUAGUCGUUUAGUCGUGUCUGACUCUUCGUGACCCCAUGGACCAGAGCACACCAGGCACUCCUGUCUUCCACUGCCUCCUGCAGUUUGGUCAGACUCAUGUUUGUAGCUUCAAGAACACUGUCCAACCAUCUCGUCCUCUUGUGCCCUCGAUCUUUCCCAACAUCAGGGUCUUUUCCAGGGAGUCUUUCCUUCUCAUGAGGUGGCCAAAGUAUUGGAGCCUCAGCUUCACAAUCUGUCCUUCCAGCGAGCACUCAGGGCUGAUUUCCUUAAGAAUGGAUAGGUUUGAUCUUCUUGCAGUCCAUGGUACUCUCCUCCAUGAGUCUCCUCCAGCACCAUAAUUCAAAAGAAUCAAUCCUUUGGUGAUUCUUUAUGAUCCAGCUCUCACUUCCAUACAUCACUAAUGGGAAAACCAUGGCUUUAACUAUACGGACCUUUGUUGGCAAGGUGAUGUCUCUGCUUUUUAAGCUGCUGUCUAGGUUUGUCAUUGCCUUUCUCCCAAGGAGCAGGGGUCUUUUAAUUUGGUGACUGCUGUCACCAUCUGCAGUGAUCAUGGAGCCCAAGAAAGUAAAAUCUCUCACUGCCUCCAUUUCUUCCCUAUUCUUUGGCAGGAGGUGAUGGGCCCAGGGGCCAUGAUCUUCAUUUUUUUGAUGUUGAGCUUCGGACCAUAUUUUGCGCUCUCCUCUUUCACCCUCAUUAAAAGGUUCUUUAAUUCCUCCUCACUUUCUGCUAUCAAGGUUGUGUCAUCUGCAUAUCUGAGGUUGUUGAUAUUUCUUCUGACGAUCUUAAUUCCGGCUUGGGAUUCAUCCAGCCCAGCCUUUCGCAUGAUGAAUUCUGCAUAUAAAUUAAAUAAGCCGGGAGACAAUAUACAGCCUUGCCGUACUCCUUUCCCAAAUUUUGAACCAAAAUUGUUCCAUAUGCAGUUCUAACUGUAGCUUCUUCUCCCACAUAGAGAUUUCUCAGGAGACAGAUGAGGUGAUGAACAGAUUGGUAAAAAGUAAAAGGUUGAUCACAAUUGCCAGAAACAAGUGGCUGCUGAAAUGUUAUUGCGUGUCUCAUUCACUGAAAAAUAUUUACUAUCAAACAACUGAUUCAUGCUUGGUCUUUGUUAGAAGAUGCUACAUAAGUAUAUGUAAAUAAUAUCCCUAAAGAAUGGUGGCAGAUAAUCAUGGCAUUUUAUCAAAAACUCUAUAUUGUUAUUUUCCUUUCAUGUAUUUUGUCUCUUUCCUUAGCUGCACCAUUUUUUCCAUGAUAUUUCAUUUAACAACUCAGCUGGAGAAAGAGUAUCAUUUACUGAUAAGAGAGAAAUGCGAGGUGGAUUUGACAUUAUGAACAUGGUCACAUUCCCAAAUAAGUCUUUCAUUCAAUUGAAAAUAGGAUCGGUGAAUCCCUAUGCUCUUGAUGGAAAAGAAUUCAUCAUUCAUGAGGACAAGAUUAUGUGGCCCAAAGGUUUUAAACAGGUCUGGCAUCUGGGGUCAUUCAGGUGUCUCAACAUAACCAUCACUGAUUUCUUUCAUAAACACAUGGAAAUAAUUUUGGUACCAGCUGGAUGCAAUUAUAACCUUCCAAAACAAAACUAAUCUUUUGUUUUAAUAAUGUUAACUAUGCCACAUUUAUACAUGGCAGUGCUUACAUUAGAUAGAUAAAAAAACUGAGGCAAAAAUAGUUGAUAUCCCUUUUAAAUGAUAAGUGGGCAUAGCACUUUUGAAGGGCACAUUUUAAUAGAUAGGUAGUGCUGUAAAUUUCCAUUGGUUUGACUUCACCCCGAAGGUCCACUCUUCCAUUGUCUCCUGACACAGAUCAGUACUGACCAAACCCUAACCAUUUCUGUAUUCCUAAAGUGUUAUUACCGCUCACCCAGUCUGGCUUAGAAAAGUGACUUGGGCUAGGUUUUCGAUGUGUAUCAGCAUUAGUGAUGCACUGCCAUAUAAUGUAGAUUGUCUAUCAUUUGCCGGCGCCCCCCCCCCCAUCCUUCUUCUUCACCAUAUGCAAUUUUAGGUAAAGUGAUCACCAUUGCUUAGGCCAAGUAGGUUUUUUCUCUCCUAUGAUUGUCUUGAUGGUUUGGGUGGGGGAGGGAUUUUCCAACUUCAUUGGAAACCUUACAAGCAAUACUGGGUAGGUACAGUUAGUGGAGGCAGUCUGGUAAGUGCAUCUCAGAUGAAUUCUGGUUUCAGAGACUUUUCCAAAGGCUCUGUGACCUGUGUGGAUGACUUUUACAUUAACUUGUGUCAUUAGCUUGCUGGUGUUGGCCUCAAAGUGUCUGUGAAUCAUGAAUUCUUCACUCUAUCAUGACAGGCUUAGGAGCUUGAGGAAAAUUUUAAAUAUUUCCCACACAUGGUCUUUUCUCUAUGCAAUUUUCUCUGUGCCAAAACUCUUCCUGGGUCUUAUGGAUAUACAGUUAGAAAAUGACCAUGGAACUUUGCUACAAUAUAGGAUUAUGGAUGGAAGACUUUUAUAUGGACAAAGAUGGAAGGAUCCAUUAUUCUAACAAUGGAAUAGCUGUUAAAACUAAUUAUAACAUUUUGAUUUGAGGAUAGAAGGUAAUGUUUCUGUACAGAAAGUGGCUUUCUAGGAGUUUUAUUGGAGUGGGUAAAGUGAAUAUUGUUUAUUUAUAGCAGACAGAGGAAGAACCAGAAGUCAGUUCCAUUCUAAAUUUUAUUACUCUCUCUCGUUUAACAACUUUUCUAUUUAUUUUUCUUUGUUUCUCUCUUUCUCUUUCUUUAUCCAUUUCUUACUCCCACAUCUCUUUAUGUUUUUAUUGUAUUCAGAUCAAAGUCUUAGUUUGGACAAAAAAAGAGAGGGAAGAUAUUUGAUAUUAAGUUUUGUAUUUUUAUCUAUAAACCCUCAUAAAGUUUAUUUAAAAACCCCUCUCCAAAAAAAUAAGAUAAUUUCCUGUUGAUAGGUGGUGCCUAUUUCUGUGUGCAAUGACUACUGUCACCCCGGUAAUCGGAAGAAAAGGAAGGAAGGGCAGAAAUUUUGCUGCUACGAUUGUGUUCCAUGUCCAGAUGGGAAGAUUUCAAACCAGAAUGGUAAAUGGGUUACAGAUGCUUCAGGUUACAGACUCCGCUAACCCAGAAAUAGUACCUCAGGUUAAGAACUUUGCUUCAGGAUGAGAACAGAAAUUUCACGGCGGUCAUGCAGCGGCAUAAGGAGGCCCCAUUAGCUAAAGUGGUAUCUCAGGUUAAGAACAGUUUCAGGUUAAGAAUGGACCUCCAGAACGAAUUAAGCUCUUAACCCGAUGUACCACUGUAUUGAAUAACACUGGUUGGUUUAGGAAAGUCACAGCUCCGAGACAGAUGAACCGAAGACUUGGGAGCUGUUGGGAGUAGAGCCAGGUGAGACAGAGCAGCCAGCUGACACGACAUCACUGGAGAGCAUUUUUGACCCUCUUCUCCAAGAACUCAGCGUUCAUUGAGGGUUCAUUGAGCAAAGGACUCAGAGACAGCUCCUGGCAGCCACCAUCAGGGGAAGUGCUGUUGUUGGAAGGGAGGCAGGAGGAGCUCAUUUGGAGAAAAACCAUUAAUCGGAAGGCAGACUGAUUCCUUUGUCUCACGCGGUGAUAAUUUAACAAACUCAUUAGUAAGAACUCUAUCUAGUUUUUCUCUGCUCCUUGCGUCCACCGGGGGAGGGAGAGAAUGACCUGGAUUCUGACAAGAGGAAUGAUAACUUAGAUUUAAGAGGCAAAGAACACUCAUGAAUUGCAAUUGGAGUUUGGCCUUAUGCUAUUUUUUCAGAUAUGGAUGACUGCUUCAGAUGCCCAGAAGAUCAGUAUGCAAACAAGAACAAAAAUGGAUGCAUUCCCAAGUUAAUAAUCUUUCUUUCCUAUAAGGAACCUUUAGGGAUUGGCUUAACAUCAGUUGCUGUUCUUUGUUCCCUAAUUACAAUUUUGGUGCUGGGAACUUUUAUUAAACACAAAGACACUCCGAUUGUCAAAGCUAACAACAGGGAUCUCACCUAUGCUCUCCUCAUUGCCCUCCUACUCUGCUUCCUCUCAUCCUUUCUAUUCAUUGGACACCCUGGCAAAAUGACCUGCCUUCUUCGACAACCCACUUUUGGCAUCAUCUUCUCCGUGGCUGUUUCUUGUGUGUUGGCCAAAACCAUCACUGUAGUUGCAGCUUUCAUGGCCACCAAGCCUGGGUCCACUAUGAGGAAGUGGGUGGGAAAAAGACUGAGCAACUCCAUUGUCCUUUCCGGCUCACUCAUUCAAGUGAGUAUUUGUACUGGGUGGUUGAUGACCUCUCCCCCAUUCCCUGAUCUAGACAUGAACUCAGUAACAGAGGAAACCAUUGUGCAAUGUAAUGAAGGCUCAGUGACCAUGUUUUACUGUGUCCUGGGCUACAUGGGCCUCCUGGCCAUUGCCAGCUUCAUUGUGGCAUUUGCAGCUCGCAAAUUACCUGACAGUUUUAAUGAAGCCAAGUUCAUUACCUUCAGCAUGUUGCUGUUCUGCAGUGUUUGGCUUUCUUUUGUUCCAACCUAUCUGAGCACCAAAGGAAAAUCCAUGGUGCUGGUGGAGAUCUUCUCCAUCUUGUCCUCCAGCGCUGGAUUGUUGGGCUGCAUCUUUGCCCCCAAAUGCUACAUCAUUGUUCUGAAGCCUGAGCUGAACAACAGGGAGCAACUUAUAAGGAGAAAAAUGUAAAUAUUUCUCCUAAGUAUUGCAUCGUAGUUCUUUAUUCUAUUAAGGAGUUUAGUAUAAAGUUUUUACUAUAAGUACCUCUGGUCUCUAACUCUUUUGUGGGAAAAGUACAAGCAUGUACUAAAAAGUUCAAAUUUGUGAAAUUAAAGUGGAUUAAAUGUUAUGUCAACCUAGCACAUUGGUAGGGGACCUCUGGCUGGUGGGCCAACGUUCAUCUAGGAAUGAUUCCAAUUGCCAGACCAUUCCUGACAAUCCACACUCAUCUAACCCUCAUCUGACUAUACAAUUGACAGUAAGUGUGGCAAAGGUACCAAUUAUUUCAGAGGAACAAUCCAGAGCUUAAAGUGAGUUCCUGAUUGUGCUUUGCCAUAAGAAGCAGCAACUGCUAGGAAGAUGGGUGCAAAGGCUCAAUUCUGCAGUGGAAGACACUAUCUGCUCCAAGAGGAUGCAUCUGUGGAAAUGUGCCUUCAAAUAGACUCAUUGCCGGGCAUUGCGACACCAAGUGAUUGAAAGGUGGAGCCCUCCAGAUGCUGAUAAACUACAACUUUUAUCUCAAGCAGGUCUGGCUAGUGGCUAGGGGUGAUGAGAGUUAUAGGUCAGCAAAAUUUGGAGGGCCAAAUGUUCCCCACAACCUGCAUUAUAUAACACAUAAAUGAUAUUUAGAUUAAAACACCUGCAUUUAGAAUAUUUAUUUUAACAUUAUUGUUUAAUUUAUUGUUCAGUGUUCUAUGUCACACCCUCAAGUUUAUUGUUAAUAAAGUGACAGUUUAUGUCUCAUGAGAUUCAUUUCCAGGUGUGCUGGCAAUAUGCGUAACUUUUUUUAAAAAAAACCAUGUUAUUGAUAAAGCCACUUCCGGCCUGCCCAGGAGGUGGGGUUGCGGGCUUCACGCCCACCCACCACAUGAGCAGGGGCUGGUUUCAGCCCCCGCGAGAGCAGGGGAAUCCCGGCCGUGUCUGCCCUAUUUAGGGCCGGCGAAGAGGGGGCUCGCCCUCUUUUCGCCGGCUAGCCCCCACGUUUUCCCACCCUCCCUCCCUUUAGGUAGGUCUCUGACUUUGCUAUGGACUUCGGUCUGUCGCCGCAUGGGGCAUGGUAGGAAUUUUUCCCAAUUGGCAAUUUACAGCCAUUUGGUUUCUCGCCUACCUCGUAGCAACUCGUCACAACUCUUCGGCAUUGGCGGUAGGCAUUGGUAAGAAGGGGUUAAGAGGAUGUGGGGGGGAGGAACGCCAUCACCUCCCCCCAGUGAGCGAAGGGUGGUCCGUUAAAGGACUCUGGGGGGCUUGGCCCUGUCCAAAGCCUAUGGAGGUGUGGGCCAAAGGCACGCCCCCGAGCAGUGACCCGGGGGAGCUCCUAGUCGACGUGCCUUGGCAGGAGACUCCCCUGAUAUAGUGUCAACCCUUCCCCGUGUCUCCAGCAAAUGGGCUGCAGCCGGAUAGUCGUUAGAACCAAUGCCUAAGCCAAUGCCUCUCAUUCCUGAAUUCAAUAAAGUUGUGGCCUAAUUCGCCCAGUUAACCUUAAACUAUGGUGGUUCGUGUCUUUAUUUAUCCUGGUGGGGGGCGGGAACUCGCCACGCAACAUUGAUAAAGGUUAUCCUAUUUUCCUGUCAGCCACAAUCUCAGUUUGCAUUAAAGGAGCUUGUACUAGAUGACUCUUGAGGUCUCUCCCAACUCUAGAAUUCUGUGAUGCCCAAGAAUGGAAGGCAGCUUCUCCAUUCCCUGCUUUUAAAGAGGUCCAAAUCAAAGAAAUGGAGACCAGGUGUUUCCUCCUCAAAACAUAUUCUCCAUAGCAGGUCAUAUUGGUUUGUCGGUUGACAGGCAAAGUGGUCAAACUUGUGGUUUCCUCUAUAGGUCCCCUCCGGCCACCUUCCCACAGCUGAACUGCCAAACACAUUUUAAUUACCACUGUGGGGAAUUAGGUAGGAUAUGCAUUUUAAAUGAUGGAUGCAGAUUUAGUUUACAGAUUAAAGAGAUUUACUAUUCAUUCAUAUAUAUUUAUACCACACUCUUCCUCCCAGAGCAGCAAAUAAGCAAGAACAACAUCUUGAAAACACUUCUGGGCAAUUGUAAACUGAUUCUAUUAAUUUAUAGAUGCCAUACAUAGAGAUGCCCCUUCAUGGAUCACUGCCUUGCUGUGGCGAAGGCGCUUGAAUAACUCAGAGAAGCUAUGAGCUAUGCCAUGCAGGGCCACCCAAGAUAUACAGGUCAUAGUGGAGAGUUUUGACCAAACGUGAUCCACCUGGAGCAGGAACCGGCAAGCCACUCCAGUAUCCCUGCCAAGAAAACUCCAUGGACAAAGACAACAGGCAUAUAAAAGUUAUGACACUGGAAGAUGAGCCCCUCAGGUCGGAAGGCGUCCAACAUGCUACUGAGGAAGAGCGGAGGACAAGUACAAGUAGAUUCAGAGCUGAUGAAGCGGCUGGGCCAAAGCCGAAAGGACGCUCAGUUGCGGAUAUGCCUGGAAGCGAAAGGAAAGUCCAAUGCUGAAAGGAAAAUAUUGCAUAGGAACCUGGAAUGUAAGAACCACAACCUUGGUAAGUUUGAUGUGGUCAAAAAUGAGAUGGCAAAAAUAAAUAUUGACAUCCUGGGCAUCAGUGAACUAAAAUGGACGGGAAUGGGCGAAUUCAGUUCGGAUGACCAUCAUAUCUACUACUGUGGGCAAGAAUCUCAUAAAAGAAAUGGAGUGGCCCUCAUAGUCAACAAAAGAGUGGCAAAAGCUGUACUGGGAUGCAAUCUCAAAAAUGAUAGAAUGAUCUCGAUAUGGAUCCAAGGCAGACUUUUUAACAUCACAGUAAUCCAAGUUUAUGUACCAACCAGUGGUGCUGAAGAAACUGAAAUUAACCAAUUCUAUGAAGACUUACAAGACCUUAUAGAAAUGACACCAAAGAAUGAUGUUCUUCUCAUUAUAGGGGAUUGGAAUGCUAAAGUAGGGAGUCAAGAGAUAAAAGGAACAACUGGCAAGUUUGGCCUUGGAGUUCAAAACGAAGCAGGGCAAAGGCUAAUAGAGUUCUGCCAAGAGAACAAGCUGGUCAUCACAAACACUCUUUUCCAACAACACAAGAGACGACUCUACACAUGGACAUCACCAGAUGGGCAGCAUCGAAAUCAGAUUGAUUAUAUUCUCUGCAGCCAAAAAUGGAGAAGCUCUAUACAGUCAGCAAAAACAAGACCUGGAGCUGACUGUGGCUCAGAUCAUCAGCUUCUUAUAGCAAAAUUCAAGCUUAAACUGAAGAAAGUAGGAAAAACCACUGGGCCGGUAAGAUACAAUCCAAGUCAAAUCCCUUAUGAAUACACAGUGGAAGUGAGGAACAGGUUUAAGGAUUUAGAUUUGGUGGACAGAAUGCCUGAAGAACUAUGGAUGGAGGCUCGUAACAUUAUACAGGAGGCAGCAACGAAAACCAUCCCAAUGAAAAGGAAAUGCAAGAAAGCAAAGUGGCUGUCCAACGAGGCCUUACAAAUAGCGGGAGAGAGAAGGCAAGCAAAAUGCGAGGGAGAUAGUGAAAGAUACAGGAAAUUGAGUGCAGAUUUCCAAAAAUAGCAAGGCGAGACAAGAAGGCCUUCUUAAAUGAGCAAUGCAAAGAAAUAGAGGAAAACAAUAGAAUGGGAAAAACCAGAGAUCUGUUCAAGAAAAUUGGAGAUAUGAAAGGAACAUUUCGUACAAAGAUUACCAUAAUAAAAGACAAAAGUGGAAAGGAACUAACAGAAGCAGAAGACAUCAAGAAGAGGUGGCAAGAAUACACAGAGGAACUAUACCAGAAAGAAAUGGAUGCCUCGUAUACCCCAGGUAGUGUGGUUGCUGACCUUGAGCCAGACAUCCUGGAGAGUGAAGUCAAAUGGGCCUUAGAAAGCACUGCUAAUAACAAGGCCAGUGGAAGUGAUGAUAUUCCAGCUGAACUAUUUAAAGUUUUAAAAGAUGAUGCUGUUAAGGUGCUACACUGAAUAUGCCAGCAAAUUUGGAAACCUCAGCAGUGGCCAGAGGAUUGGAGAAGAUCAGUCUACAUCCCAAUCCCAAAGAAGGGCAGUGCCAAAGAAUGCUCCAACUACUGCACAAUUGCACUCAUUUCACACGCUAGCAAGGUUAUGCUUAAAAUUCUACAAGGCAGGCUUAAGCAGUAUGUGAACAGAGAACACCCAGAAGUGCAAGCUGGAUUUUGAAGGGGCAGAGGAAACAGAGACCAAAUUGCAAACAUGCGCUGGAUUAUGGAGAAAGCUAGAGAGUUCCAGAAAUAAUAAUACACACACACACACACACACACACACACACACAAUAAUGGUUAUUCCAUCUGAAACACAACUGUUGACAUUCCUUAAGAUUAAAAUUUACUAUUGGCCCUCAUUUUCUCUCUCACUCUCUGAGAUUUAUUUGUUAGAGGAGAGAUAAGGAAACAUUGCCCCGCACCAUAUCAGCCACUGCCAACAUGGUCAGUGGUGGGAAAUGAGGGAAGCUUUAUUCCAGCAGCACCUGGAACCCCACAGGCUCCGCAUUCUUGGCAAAAAGAAAUUGUAGCUUCACAUUUCUUUGAUAAAACUGCAGCUGACCAGCCAUCUUUCAUCAAAGCUAAAAGUUUCAGUCCUACUUUUCUUUUGGUGUUUGCUCACCAUGGAAAAUUGUAUUUGUCACUUUUUCUGUCCCUAAGGAGCAGAUGAUGGAAAGUGGGGGCAGCUCAGCAUGUUUGUUAGCAAAACUCCUACUUACAGCCAAAGCAAUGAAAAAGUAACUAUCUCACCCAGCAAUUAUCCAAAUCACUAUACUUUGUUCUCUUCUCUGAACGUUCCCAGGCUUCCUAGAACUCAAGAAAUCAGUCAAUAAGCAAACCUCAAAGUGGUUAUAAAGAAACCCCAUGCUAUUGGGAGCAGGACACAGGGAUAAUGCUCAUGUGUCACACACACACACACACACACACACACACACACACACACACAAUAUUGAUCAGAUUUAGGAUCACAAAGUUGGCAAUCCUGGCUAAUAAGAUAUACAGCUGUAACCCUUUGAUUCUCAAAUGCUGGUUGUAAAACAUUCUUCUAAAGCUGUAUUGACAGAGCUAGGAAUUACCCAAUGUAGCCUGUUCAAGUCAUGCAGCUGCUCUGAAAGUAAACAGGACCGGGUGUGUUUAGAGAAAAGUCUGACCACGAGGAUGCUGUGGCUAUUGAUGUUAUCUCUUCUCCCUCCUGCUGUGUGCAAAGUAGAUACUCUUAGGUGUCCCAUGAAUUAUCCAUUCCCUGCUCCACAUCAGUGGUACCAACCAGGUGGCUUCAUCAUUGGUGGGAUUGCUUCUCAGGUCUAUUAUGUCUUCAAUGAAGUUUCCUUCAAGGAGCACCCUUCACAGAAUAUGUUUGAUGUUCCAUUGUAAGAGCCUUUCCCCUCUUUGCAUCAUUCCAAAUCUCCUUUGCUUUUGUGUCAUGUGUUUUAGAUUGCAAAUCUGAAGAGAUAUUGUCUUAGUUAUUUUUUCAGGUGCUGUGGUAAUCUGGGGAAAAAAUUGAAAUGAUAAGACUAGAGGCAUGUCUAAAGUUGUCUUUCAAUUUCUCAAAAGUUUUCUUCCGACAUUAAAGAAUCCUAAGUUUUUCUGCAUUUGCAGGGAACUUUAGUAAUUUUUCAAGGUAUGAGGUUAAGCUUAUCUCAUUGUUGUGCAGUGGACAAUAUGUGUGUAUAUAUUUUAUUUACAAAUCUAUUUUAAAUAUAUAUAUAUAUAUAUGAUUAUUUUAUAAAAAAUAUCAAAGUAGCUUACAUCAGAAAUACAUAAAAUCAAGCAGUAAGCAAAGUUAAAAGCCAUAUUAAAAAGCUAAAUGUGUGCAUGUUUUUCUUUCUAGUAAACAUUUAUACAAUGCUUUCAAAUUGCCUCCUCUGUGGAAGGAGAUAACUCAUGUUGUAUUUCCCUGAGUUUUAAAAUAAUGUUGGGAGAUGGUGAGUCUGGCUGGUAAGCCCCUGGGAUUAGUGGUCUUGCUGAUUUUUUUUAAUAAAGGAAUAUUCUUCAUUUUGCCUAAAUAAACAAUUUCUCCCCUUUAGAUAAAUAAAUAAAAGUACUUUAUAAUAUGUAGCAAACGACAACUUUCAGGAGUAUAGUAGACUGUCUCCCAAGAUUCCCACUGGGGAACCAAGAGAACUGAGAAGGUCAAGAAAGUAAUUGAUAGCAUGUGUUUCAAAGUGUUAGGCAUGCUCUGAGAGAGCAUAAUCUUUAUAUGAACUGCACUGAGUUUAAUAAUUUAGAAACAUCAAUGACAUUUAAAAUAAUUUCAGGUCAAUCUUAAUCAGUUUGUGCUAAAAAUGGGAUUGUGGCAAAUUGAUCUCAUAUUCCAAAAUUGUACAUUAAUUAUCUUUGCUUACAGUGUAGUAACAAAAUUCUACCAGCACAUUCUUGCCUUGGCAUUUGCCGUGAAAGAGAUAAACGAGAACCCCAAGUUUUGUCCUAAUAUCACUCUCGGCUUCCACAUCUAUGAUAGCUACUAUGAUGCCAGAAUGACCUAUCGUACCACUCUUGACCUGCUCUUCAAAUCACAUAGAUUUGUUCCCAACUACAAAUGUGACACCCAGAAAAAUCUCAUAGCCAUCAUUGGGGGACUUAGCGCUGACACCUCCUUCCAUAUGGCUGACACAAUUGGCCUCUACAAGAUUCCACAGGUAGGAUCUCUGAAAAGGUAUAAAAAAAUUACACACAUGCCUUACCAUUCUGGGAGUCAUUUUGAACUUUAGAAAAAGGAAGGGUUUUUGACUGACAUUUAAAUCUGAUUUUUUUUAAUUGACGCUACGGUUGUUGUUAUUAUUAUUAUUAUUUCAGAUUGCAGAGCUUUAAGUUGACCUGAGCUUUCUGCAACUCCACCCCAUCUGGUUUAAGGUGGGUCUAGUACAUCUCUGUGCAUCCCCCUACAAGCGCCAUUUUCCCUAGCAUUCCAUUUCUAGCCAAUCCAUUCCCAUCUCCAUGUCAGCCAUAAGGAGGACACAUGCUUGCUCCAUGAACAAAUCUGGGGCUGGAAAUUACAGCUCCCAACCUCCUCCCCUGCCACACUCACUGAAACAAAAGGGAAAUCACUGCCUUCUAACAUCCUUCUGUCACAUGCACUUACGAUCUCAAUUCUUUCAAAGUUGUUGCUUCUUCUUCAACUUCAUCCCAAGCUUCCUAGCCCUUUUUUCCUUCCUGGCCCUUUGUCCCUUCCUUGUCUGUUCUAGUUAUCUGUUUUCCUCCAUUCAUUUACUUUUUUAUUUUCCCCUUUCCUUUCAGUUAUAAAAACCUUUUGGGAGUGAGUAGGGGCCAUUGUUUUGUUUUGUUUUGUUCUCGUUUAUAUUUGCUAUUUUGUGUUUUUAUUUCACAUUUUUAUGCUGAAAACACCCCGAGAUCUUCAGAUGAAGGCCAAUACGCUAACUAACUACCUAACUACCUACAUAACUAACUAACUUCUUGGAUUUAACCCACAAAUUCCUUAAAAUGUAUUUUUUUUUUAAUAAACAGGCAUCUGCUGCUAAACAAUCUCUUUAACGUACUUACAUUUUCUUUUAGCUCACAUAUGGAUCAUUUCCCCCAGACAAAAAUUAUGGAAGUCAAGUACCAUUUUACCGCAUGGUGCCCAAUGAAGCCCAUCAGCAUAUGGGGAUUAUCAGUUUGCUUAAGCAUUUCAGAUGGACGUGGGUUGGGCUCUUCACUGUCGAUGAUAAUAGUGGAGAACAUUUCUUGAAGACUCUGGAGCCAUUACUUUCCCAUAAUGGAAUCUGUUUAGCCUUCACACAAAGAAUCCCACAAAUACCCCGUUUUGAUGACUUGGAUGAAGUUCAUGAUAUAGUUUUAAAUAUUUAUGUUCAUUUAACAGAUGACAAAGCCAAUGUAUUUAUGAUGUAUGGAGAAUCUCUGACAAUUAUAUGGCUCAGAAGUAUUCUAUUUCUAAGCGAUACUGAAAAUAAGGAAAUAUCAUCAUUUAAAAAGGUGUGGAUUAUAACAACUCAGAUUGAUUUCAUAUCAACAGUAUUUCAAAGGAGUUGGGGCCUUCAGAUCUUCCAAGGUGCUAUUUCCUUCACUAUUCAUUCACAAAACCUCCUGCAGUUCCAAGAAUUUCUUCAGGGAAUAAGACUUUACUGGACACAGGGAGAUGGGUUUUUCAAGGAUUUCUGGGAGCAAGCAUUUGAUUGUACAUUUCCAAAUCCCAGGGUGCCAAUAGAGGUCAAUGACAUGUGCACUGGGGAGGAAAGGUUGCAGAGUCUUCCAGGGUCUGUAUUUGAAAUGAGUAUGACUGGCCACAGCUACAGUAUCUACCAGGCUGUUUACGUUGUGGCUCGUGUUUUGCAAGGCAUAUACUUGACUAGCUUAAAGAAAAGGGCAACAGGAAACAGUGGAAUAUUAAAAAUUCAAGAUCUGCAGCCUUGGCAGGUAAUGUAUUUGAAUUGAAGAGUAGCAAAAUAUAGGACAAUUUCAGUGAACAGAUUUGUUGUUGUUGUUUAGUCGUUUAGUCGUGUCUGACUCUUCGUGACCCCAUGGACCAGAGCACACCAGGCACUCCUGUCUUCCACUGCCUCCUGCAGUUUGGUCAGACUCAUGUUUGUAGCUUCAAGAACACUGUCCAACCAUCUCGUCCUCUUGUGCCCUCGAUCUUUCCCAACAUCAGGGUCUUUUCCAGGAGUCUUUCCUUCUCAUGAGGUGGCCAAAGUAUUGGAGCCUCAGCUUCACAAUCUGUCCUUCCAGCGAGCACUCAGGGCUGAUUUCCUUAAGAAUGGAUAGGUUUGAUCUUCUUGCAGUCCAUGGUACUCUCCUCCAUGAGUCUCCUCCAGCACCAUAAUUCAAAAGAAUCAAUCCUUUGGUGAUUCUUUAUGAUCCAGCUCUCACUUCCAUACAUCACUAAUGGGAAAACCAUGGCUUUAACUAUACGGACCUUUGUUGGCAAGGUGAUGUCUCUGCUUUUUAAGCUGCUGUCUAGGUUUGUCAUUGCCUUUCUCCCAAGGAGCAGGGGUCUUUUAAUUUGGUGACUGCUGUCACCAUCUGCAGUGAUCAUGGAGCCCAAGAAAGUAAAAUCUCUCACUGCCUCCAUUUCUUCCCUAUUCUUUGGCAGGAGGUGAUGGGCCCAGGGGCCAUGAUCUUCAUUUUUUUGAUGUUGAGCUUCGGACCAUAUUUUGCGCUCUCCUCUUUCACCCUCAUUAAAAGGUUCUUUAAUUCCUCCUCACUUUCUGCUAUCAAGGUUGUGUCAUCUGCAUAUCUGAGGUUGUUGAUAUUUCUUCUGACGAUCUUAAUUCCGGCUUGGGAUUCAUCCAGCCCAGCCUUUCGCAUGAUGAAUUCUGCAUAUAAAUUAAAUAAGCCGGGAGACAAUAUACAGCCUUGCCGUACUCCUUUCCCAAAUUUUGAACCAAAAUUGUUCCAUAUGCAGUUCUAACUGUAGCUUCUUCUCCCACAUAGAGAUUUCUCAGGAGACAGAUGAGGUGAUGAACAGAUUGGUAAAAGUAAAAGGUUGAUCACAAUUGCCAGAAACAAGUGGCUGCUGAAAUGUUAUUGCGUGUCUCAUUCACUGAAAAAUAUUUACUAUCAAACAACUGAUUCAUGCUUGGUCUUUGUUAGAAGAUGCUACAUAAGUAUAGGUAAAUAAUAUCCCUAAAGAAUGGUGGCAGAUAAUCAUGGCAUUUUAUCAAAAACUCUAUAUUGUUAUUUUCCUUUCAUGUAUUUUGUCUCUUUCCUUAGCUGCACCAUUUUUUCCAUGAUAUUUCAUUUAACAACUCAGCUGGAGAAAGAGUAUCAUUUACUGAUAAGAGAGAAAUGCGAGGUGGAUUUGACAUUAUGAACAUGGUCACAUUCCCAAAUAAGUCUUUCAUUCAAUUGAAAAUAGGAUCGGUGAAUCCCUAUGCUCUUGAUGGAAAAGAAUUCAUCAUUCAUGAGGACAAGAUUAUGUGGCCCAAAGGUUUUAAACAGGUCUGGCAUCUGGGGUCAUUCAGGUGUCUCAACAUAACCAUCACUGAUUUCUUUCAUAAACACAUGGAAAUAAUUUUGGUACCAGCUGGAUGCAAUUAUAACCUUCCAAAACAAAACUAAUCUUUUGUUUUAAUAAUGUUAACUAUGCCACAUUUAUACAUGGCAGUGCUUACAUUAGAUAGAUAAAAAAACUGAGGCAAAAAUAGUUGAUAUCCCUUUUAAAUGAUAAGUGGGCAUAGCACUUUUGAAGGGCACAUUUUAAUAGAUAGGUAGUGCUGUAAAUUUCCAUUGGUUUGACUUCACCCCGAAGGUCCACUCUUCCAUUGUCUCCUGACACAGAUCAGUACUGACCAAACCCUAACCAUUUCUGUAUUCCUAAAGUGUUAUUACCGCUCACCCAGUCUGGCUUAGAAAAGUGACUUGGGCUAGGUUUUCAAUGUGUAUAAGCAUUAGUGAUGCACUGCCAUAUAAUGUAGAUUGUCUAUCAUUUGCCGGCGCCCCCCCCCCCAUCCUUCUUCUUCACCAUAUGCAAUUUUAGGUAAAGUGAUCACCAUUGCUUAGGCCAAGUAGGUUUUUUCUCUCCUAUGAUUGUCUUGAUGGUUUGGGGUGGGGGAGGGAUUUUCCAACUUCAUUGGAAACCUUACAAGCAAUACUGGGUAGGUACAGUUAGUGAAGGCAGUCUGGUAAGUGCAUCUCAGAUGAAUUCUGGUUUCAGAGACUUUUCCAAAGGCUCUGUGACCUGUGUGGAUGACUUUUACAUUAACUUGUGUCAUUAGCUUGCUGGUGUUGGCCUCAAAGUGUCUGUGAAUCAUGAAUUCUUCACUCUAUCAUGACAGGCUUAGGAGCUUGAGGAAAAUUUUAAAUAUUUCCCACACAUGGUCUUUUCUCUAUGCAAUUUUCUCUGUGCCAAAACUCUUCCUGGGUCUUAUGGAUAUACAGUUAGAAAAUGACCAUGGAACUUUGCUACAAUAUAGGAUUAUGGAUGGAAGACUUUUAUAUGGACAAAGAUGGAAGGAUCCAUUAUUCUAACAAUGGAAUAGCUGUUAAAACUAAUUAUAACAUUUUGAUUUGAGGAUAGAAGGUAAUGUUUCUGUACAGAAAGUGGCUUUCUAGGAGUUUUAUUGGAGUGGGUAAAGUGAAUAUUGUUUAUUUAUCGUGAACAGAGGAAGAACCAGAAGUCAGUUCCAUUCUAAAUUUUAUUACUCUCUCUCGUUUAACAACUUUUCUAUUUAUUUUUCUUUGUUUCUCUCUUUCUCUUUCUUUAUCCAUUUCUUACUCCCACAUCUCUUUAUGUUUUUAUUGUAUUCAGAUCAAAGUCUUAGUUUGGACAAAAAAAGAGAGGGAAGAUAUUUGAUAUUAAGUUUUGUAUUUUUAUCUAUAAACCCUCAUAAAGUUUAUUUAAAAACCCCUCUCCAAAAAAAUAAGAUAAUUUCCUGUUGAUAGGUGGUGCCUAUUUCUGUGUGCAAUGACUACUGUCACCCCGGUAAUCGGAAGAAAAGGAAGGAAGGGCAGAAAUUUUGCUGCUACGAUUGUGUUCCAUGUCCAGAUGGGAAGAUUUCAAACCAGAAUGGUA